AUGGAGCGCGACGUGUGAGUGGAGCUCUGGCGGGGCGGGGACUCUGCCCCGGAAUCCCUGCCAAACGGGGCCGGAGAAAGGAGCGGGGAGGCAGAAGAGGGGGCCGGCCACUUUCCGGGGGGCUGGCAGGGGGUAGGGCCCCCCCCCGAGCGUGCAUGAUGCGCUGGCUUGGUACUUUCCCCAGAAAUGCGGGGCUUCUCUCUAGGCCAGGAGUCGCGGCGCCGCUUACUGCAGAAACCAUUCCGCCCCCCCACCCCCCCACCCCGCUGCCAGCGCCAUGGAGAACCUGGGAGCGGGGAAAGGGCGGAACUCUUUCAAAGCCCAAACACGGAACAGGAAAGCAAGGCAGGAAGAAUAAGAAUAAUACAAACACUUUAUUAAUGAACUUCUAAACCUCUGUCUCAAGGCAGUUAGCUGGGGAGGAUCACGCAUAUUGCAGCCGUCUGCUAAGCUGAGGACUUUCUCUUCUGGGGCUGUGUGCUAAGAUGGGGCUUGUUGGCCCGGCCUGCUGGAAUCGCAACCCCUCCCUCUUUCUUAUUCAGGGCUGAUUCAAGUGUCCCAUGGCAGGGCUUUUUUCUUGAAUUCCUGUUGAGAGCCAUGUACAGACCCCCCCACCCCCGCCUAUUUCCCCAUCCUUCUCAUUCCCUCACUUGAGUUCUUCAGUGUUUUAUAAUGUGCAGUAAAAUAUGUACACAGGAAGCAAAACUUAUUUAUGUUGUUUGUCCCGGGUGUUCUUAACUCUGUGCCUGUGGAGGAAGUAGUGGUAGAAAGAGAAAAGAGAAGACUGGUUGGGAAAGAAAGUGACUGGAGCAGGACUGGAGCAGGAGCAGGCACUGGUUUUGUGCAGAAGCAGCGUGCCUCUGGACAAAGAACGGAAGACCCAUCCUUUCGAGUUUUUGUUUGCAAGCAGCAGGAGCAGUGGCAUAGCAUGGGUUGCUGGUGUCCAGGGCAGGGCAAAUGUUGUGCCCCCCGGGGACUGGGCAGCUGGGGUGGCUCCGGAAGACGGCAGGAGCUCAGCAGGGAGCCUGCUGCGGGGGCGCCUGGUUGCACCCGUCUCAUAAUUUUGUGCCCGGGGCCACCGACCCCUAGCCCCCCUCCCACUACGCCGCUGAGCCACACUUGGAAUCAAGAGCAGCAGGUUAGUCAUAGGGUUGCCAUAUUUUGAAGAGCAAAAUGAGGAUGCUAUGACGGCCAUUCAAAGCAAAUAAAUGCAAUUCGUCUCAAAUUUUACCCCUGAAAAAGAGGACGUGUCCUGGAAAAAGAGGACAAGCCUAGGACAGGCCCGGGUCUUGUUCAGAAAGAAAGUGCUUAGGACCUCUAAGUCCCUUUACUUCUCCUGUCAGUGACUGGGCACUCAGGCCUGCCUUGAAGUCUCACAUCUUGGGCUUUGCUUUGUAAUCUGCACUGUGUCAGGACUGGUUGGGGUUACUGAGUGUUGAGGCGAAGACAGUCUGGACAUGCUCAAUGGCACAUAUGUUACUUUUGCCCUGGCAAGCCACUCAUUGAGAUGACUCCAUAGGAGGGUCAAAGCCUGCCUGCUCCAAAGGGGGAGGCGUAGAAGUUGGACUGCAUCUUCCCUCCAGGGUCAGGGUGGGGUAACUUUUGCAUCCUGUUGCAGCAUUUCCUAUAGGCGUCAAGAGCAGCCAUUUCUUAUCUGGGAGAAAGUAAAGGUGUGCCGGGGAAAGGGGUCGCUGUGCCUUCUGCUCACAGCCUUUGCCAGUUGUAUACCCUUUUAUUUUGUAUCUGGGGACUUCAGUGGGAGCCACUGAGAACCAAAGCUAUCCUGAUCACCCACCCUUUUACAUGCUUAAUCAUAGCCACUCUGGAAUUCCAAGUUUUGGAGGGGAGGGGUUGCACUGGAAUGCAAUAGAGAGCCCAGAAAGCGGCUUUUAGACAAUUAGGCAGAUAUUCCAGGACUGAAAUCUGGGGCUGAAAACAGGAUAUGAGGCAAAGUCUUGCUUAGGAUGAAACAGCACAAAACAUGUUGAAAUGGACCCGCCUUGAGCUCUGGUGGCUGCCCUUCCCUUCCAACGUUUCUCCUUUACCUGCUUCCUCAUUUGGGGUGGGGGUGUUAAUCUUCACCCCUUUCUCCAAGUUGGUUGCCUCCUUCAUGUUUUGAUGAGAAAACAACAGGGCUUUUGAGGGGAGGGAGAAGGGGCUAUUAUGGGAAGAAAUGUGGACCUGGUUUCUCAUCCUCUUCAGUGUCACUCUCUUGAGUCGCAUAGGGGAGGGUGGUUGGGAGAGGCAGAAACCUGCUGCUCUCAUCCUGAUCCCUCUGGGUCGCCUCUCUUUGCUCUGAACUCUGCAGUCCCAGUGGUCCAUCCUGCUCCUCCUGUGCAGCUUCCCUAGCAGAUCCUUCCUUCUGACCUUAUGUGACCCAGGCAGCUCAGUGUGCAUGCUUGCCAACAUGUACAUCCUCUCCAGGCUUCCCUGCCUCCCAUCAGGUACACCCCCAAGUGCUCACCUUCGGAGCCUUUCAAGUGAGACUUGCUUUUGCCCCAGAAGCUUCUCCUCCUGCAGCUGUCAUCUCAGAGGAAGGGGCAAACUGCUGGCUAAGAGAGGCGUGGGAUUGGCAGAGACCCACACGGCUGCCAAGAGAGUUCCAUGCCAUGUUGCACAUGCAGCUGUAGUCAACCAAAGACCUGCACAUCAGUUUUCCUGGAGGGUGAAGGACCCCUUCGAAACAUCACUCCAUGUGUAUUGCAGCCUAGCCCUGCUGGCGCUUCACCCUCAGCCCUGGGGCCCUGCCCUUCUGACCAGGAUCCCUCUGCUCCACUCCUCCUGAGGAACAAGUGCCUCAGCUUGUUGUCAGCAUUGUUGGCUCUCUCUGGGCUAGUUCCCUGCUUCUUCUGUCUCGCCUACUGUAGCUUUUGUCUCCUUGAUCCCUGAAUACCUCCCCACCCAAGUGCUUUCUUGCUCUUUCAUGCCAGGCGGCCCUCAGUUCUGUGACCCGCCAAGUGUUCUGCUGCCUAUCUCUUCCUGCACCUGUAGCUGCUGUGACCUCUAAUCCUUGUCCCCAGGGAACUGCUGCUCUCUGUUUCUCUUUCUCUUUCCCUCCCUCUCCCCCCCUUUCCAUGGCCCAGUGUGUGGCUGAGUCUCUUCGUUUGGCCAGGGGGUGUUGCUAUGUUUUUUUUCUGUUUGUUCAGUGCUGUCCUUCUUUUUUCUUGACUUUGUGUUUUUUCUUCUCUUCCUUCCCCUCUCUCUGCCCAUCCAUCCACCCACUCCUUCUGGCACAUUCCUUCCAUCUGUGUCCACACAUAUCUCUUCCUUCAUUUAUUUCUCUACACACAUCUCCCUUCCUCUCCCUCUCUUUCUGUCUCUCUCUCUCUCUCUGUUGCUCCGUCUCUCUGCUGCCUUCUAUAGGUCGUCCACGUGUCCCACUCUGCACCAGUACUGCUGUUCUGCUCAGUCGCUUCUCCACUCGCAGCUAGCUUCCCCCGCCAGGCACACAGGCUGCAGGUAAGCCACUCACACCCACUACCCGCAACUUGCUCACUCCAAGCCAUUCCCAUGUCUCAACAUGCUAUGCUUAUCCACAAAAUCCAGCAUUUCCUAGACUUCCUGGUUCCCAUGACAGCCCUGAGGGUUGGGUUGCUUGUAGCUCCCUAGGAUGUAGAAGGCUGGGGGGGGGGUCAUAGCACAGUGGUGGAGCCCCCUGCUUGGUAUGCAGCAGCUCCCAGGCCCUGACAUUUCCAGGUAGGGCUGGAAAUGCCAACCCCCUGAAGGGUCACUCCUGGCCACUUUAGACAAUCCUAAGCUUGAUGGGCCAAUGCUGUUGCUCAGUGCAAGGCAGCUUCCUUUGUUCUUAACAUCAGGCGGAAUGGGCUGGAUUUCUGGGGUCUUUCCCCAGCAAUAGCAGAAUGUUCUGGUCACCAAGUGGGAAAAGAGCCAAGAUUAUGGGGGUACUGCUGUCAGCUGUAGAUAGUUACUUCAGCUGCGGCAAAGCGAGAUGCCUUUGGUAGUUCCCCUCUUCUGCUCUGCUCUCACUGCUGCCAGGGGGCUCUGGAGGCUGGCCUUAGGCCCACAGGGAGUUAGCAGGCGCCCAGCAAGACAACUGGUGUUGGCCUUGUGAACCUGUGGGGCUUUUGUCCCCAUAAAAGGAAAUACUGGAUUUCAUUUCCUCCAUGCUUGCAACAUCCCUUUGCAUUUGCCUUACCUGUGUUUCUCAAACUUGGGUCCCCAGCUGUUGUUGGACUACAACUCCCAUCAUCCCUAGCAAGCAGGACCAGUGGUCAGGGAUGGUGGAAGUUGUAGUUCAACAACAGCUGACAACCCAAGUUUGAGAAACACUGCACCCCUGCCGCAGCUCACUCCACCCUAGACCCUGCUGAUCUCCAUUAACAUCUUAACACAAACUACCUUCUCCCUCACACCACGCUGCAGCCUCAGGUUACAAAAUAAGGACACUCUCAUCUCUGUUUAUGCCAUGGAGAUAAAGAAGCUGGGGUGUGGGCCCAUUUUGUGCUCUGGGGCUAGUUUUGACAAGGGGGCUUCAGCUCACGCAGAGACUGUGUGUGUGUGUGUGUGUGUGUGUGUACGCAUGCAAGUGUUUGCAAGAGCCUAGAGCAAGUGUGUCAGACAGAAGCUGUGUGAGCAAGACUGAAUGUGCAAAUGAGUGAUCAUAAAAUGGGUCCUUAGCGAGUGUGUUGAGGAGUUUCAGCAAGCCUGCCCAGAGUUGCUGUCUCUCUGUCUGUCUUUUUUUCUUUUGCUGAUCUUCAACAGCAGUUUGAUAUACAGACAUUAAGUAGAUGUAACUUUUCCUUGUAUGGAGAUAAGAAGAGACGACCAGCUUUUGAACUGUCCCCCUUCUUGCUGUGGCUUGAUCUGCAGCAAUUAGCAUGGCAGGUGGGAACAUGGAUCUCUGUGCCAUGAGAAAUGCCACCUGCUAAAUCCUGGAGUUCAAAGUGAAACCACAAAGAGAUAAGUUGGGGGCUGGGUAGAUGGGGGAAUGUUUCACGUACUUAAUGUCUACCUGUUAGACUGCUGUGAAAAGCAGAGGUUCCCUGCCAGAAAAGAAAUUGGCAGCAUUAUGACUUUUUGUGGGGGCAGGUGUAACUCUUGAACAAGUCUACUUCCUACAUUCAUAACAAUUUCUCUGUAGCAAAUAGUCAUAGCCAAAUGCAAAAGAGGACAGGCUCCUACAGCUAUCACUGUUUAGAAGACGGGAUUCCAGCAGGUGCUGAAAUUGCCUUUUCUACACAACUCUGAUGGGUGCAAGGGUCCCCUCUUCUCUGGCCUUUGGCCAUGCUGAAAGGAAAGCUGCCUUUUCCACGUAACUUUAAGGGGGAAGAAGAUCCAUGUCCUCCUUUUUACACAUCACAGCUAGCAGAGCUUUCCUGGUUGCUAACACCCCCCCCCGGGUGCUUUUAACAGCUGUGUGACAAAGGAGACAUUCAGCUUUCUUCACCUGCUGAAUUUCUGUUUAUCAUACAACUAUUAAUUAUAUAAUAGCUGGGCAAGCAAAAGUAAUAGAGGAAUAGAAACAGACAGCUCAUGUGCAUAACGAGUGGUUGUGACGGACUCUGUGCAUACAUCUACCAGACCUGCAGAGUUCGUGGCCCAUCACAGCCUUUAAUGAGAGCUCCACCUCUCUUUUAAAUCAGAACCAGUGAAGGCGGUGAAGGACCUGUGUGAGUAUCUGGAGGUGGUUGGUGGAUGGAUGGCGGCUAACAGAUUGAGGUUGAAUCCUGACAAGACAGAAGUACUGUUUUGGGGGGACAGAGGGCGGGCAGGUGUGGAGGCCUCCCUGGCCCUGAAUGGGGUAACUGUGCCCCUGAAGGACCAGGUGUGCAGCCUGGGAGUCAUUCUGGACUCACAGCUGUCCAUGGAGGCGCAGGUCAAUUCUGUGUCCAGGGCAGCUGUCUAUUAGCUCCAUCCACACAGGCUGAGACCCUACCUGCCCGCAGACUGUCUUGCCAGACCUUUAAAGCCCUAAAUGGCCUCAGUCCUAUAUACUUGAAGGAGCAUCUCCACCCCCAUUGUUCAGCCCGGACACUGAGAUCCAGCUCCAAGGGCCUUCUGGCAGUGCCUGCUCUGCAAGAAGUGAAGUUACAGGGAACCAGGCAAAGGGCCUUCUUGGUAGUGGUGCCUGCCCUAUGGAACAACCUCCCAUCAGAUGUCAAGGAGAUAAUUAUACAACCUUUAGAAGACAUCUGAAGGCAGCCCUGUAUAGGGAAGCUUUUUAAUCUUUAAUGUUUUAUUAUGUUUUUAUAUAUGUUGGAAACCACCCAGAGUGGCUGGGGCAGCCCAGUCAGAUGGGCGGGGUACAAAUUUUAUCAUCAUCAUCAUCAUCAUUAUUACAUAUAUCUCACUAUGGCUGAUAAUCCUUAUGAGGCUCUAAACAAUGUCUUUUGAGCCCCCAGGUAUGCCAAGUGGUCCACAUUCAGUCAUACUUUGUGCAGAGCUGGUCUAAACUGUAGGCUGGUUUGGACAUAAUACAUGUAUUUUGGUCCUUGUUCAUAGUGCUUCACCUCCCCAAUAUGAGCUAAGAUAGAGAAACUUAAUGACUGAACCAGCACAGAUGACUAGUAACAAUUCCCGUAAUUUCAGCAACUUUUCAUGUUUCUUUGCAAGAUAGUCUAUCUCAGGAAAGGCAGUAGUGCUUGUUUUGGGGCAAAAAAAGUUUUGUGAAAACUACCCUAACGUCAUGUGUAAAUAUGGUCAUGAUUGUAAGUUUUGUGAUGGAGAAUCUGUGGCCCUCUAGAUGUCUCUAGGCUACAGCUCCCGUCAUUUCUGUUUACUGGCUAUGCUGGCUGAGGCUAAUGGGAGCGCAAGUUCAACAACUUCUAGAAGGCCACAGGUUAACCACUCCAGGUGUACAGGAAAGUAAGUAAAAAAUUCAGUACUGCACACGAAUUACAAUUGCCAAACACAACUGUACAAUUCAUUUCGCUUGUGUUCACGUGGACAAGGCAGUGCUAAUUUUUUAAGCAGUUGGCUUAACCAUGCAGUUCAGUUAUGUUAUGUAUAUGGCUUUAUGUAUUCCGUUUCUGCUACACAGAAGGUAUCCCAGGUCUCUCUGCGUUCUAGAGAGGAAAGAAUCAUUUAUGGUGGACAGAGGAUAGCAUUCUCAUAGGCAAGUCUGUGGCCCUCCAGAUGUUCUUGGACUACAACUCCUUGACCAUUAGCCAGGCUGGCUGGGGCUGAUGGAGUCCAAGUACACCUGGAGGGCCACAGGUUCCCCAUUCUUGGUUUAGGAAUAGAGAGUUGAACCAGACCUUCUGAGAGGCAAGGUGAGUUGGCUGCUUCAGGUGGGAUGGGCCACUAGCUCAGCAGUAAGAGCAAGUGCAGAAGUUUUCUGGUUCAGACCCUGUCAUCUCCAGUUGAGCAACCUCAAGUUGCAAGGCUUGAAAGAACUGGCAAGCCACUGAGAACUGGAGAAGAUCACACCGAGCUGGAUGGACCCAGUGGUCUGACUCGGUAUGGCAGCUGCGUAUGCUUAUAUGAAUUCCAUUCAGGGCUGCAGAGCCCUUGGGCAGGAAAGUGUCCCAAGAUUGUUCCCAUGUCAGUAUGUGGACGAGAAUGCCCAGGGGCGAGUGGGGGCAUCCCCAACGCCAAAGUGGCUUGGGCUGAUCCUGCUUUGUAAAGCUCUUUUCUCAUCUUAACCUUCAAGUUAAAUUACCAUUCAUUUAGCCUUCAUUUUAUGAACAAACACUUAUAUAUAACACAGGGGAUUAUGGGAGCUGCAGUGCAGGGAGACUCUGGGGUGCUAUUGAAUGUCUUGUCUGUCACAGGAUUGUGGAGUAAAGGUUGAGACUUUUUUGUCCAUUUUUUUGUCCCUAAGCCAUAGUCAAUUUGUAUAAGAUGACACGCUGGACGUGGUAAUAUUUGGUGCAGACAGAAUCAUGGGAUCAGUUUCCACAGAGUUCAUGUAUCCAAGAAACAGUCAAGCAUUAUGAGCAUUCACAAACUUUUGUCUUGAUUUGGCUCCAGCUACUAUUUGGAACAAAAAUUGCAAAGAAAUUAUGAGGAAAAUGCAGGGCCUGGUAACUCUGGGAUAUCAUUGCCUUGUCUUGACCAUACAAGGUUGUGUAGUGGAGUUUUGAAUAUGAUUCUCCCUCACUCACUUUCUGAGUAGAAUGUCUUACACAAAAUUUUAAAAGAACAGUACCAAAAGAAUAGUGCAGAAGAGAGUCACCAGCUUUAUUUUUCUACAGGGGCUCCUGUGUUGUCUGACAUUCAUUAGGUGAAGCUUUCUCCCAUCACUGCAUCUGCCUGCCAAUAAAAAAAUCACCUGCUGAAUUUCUGUUUCUUGUGCUGCUAGGAGGAAAAAAUAAACGGCAGCCUGAUCUAUGUUCACUGAUGCCCAGAAAUAACCCUGUGGAAGGACUCAGGACUGCUUGCCUUUGCUCUUGUGAACAGAAUGAGAGGAGUGGGGAGAGGAGAGAAUGAAUAAAUGGAUGGAUGGAUGGAUGGAUGAUAAUGAAUAUUAAUAAGACAGUGAUCUAUUCUGUAAACAAAGUGUGAUGGUGCAGUAGUAUUUGAAUGAAUCGUGUAAGAGAAAAGUGGAAUUAAGUUGGCAGGCAGGAUAGUUAAACGAGGAUUUAUUUUGGGUUGCCAGGCUGCAACCCAGAAAUCCAUGCUGUGCCCUUAAGCAAGGCAACCGGUUCCUUUCCCUGUCCUGUGUCACACACUUGGAGGCUAGGUUCAUUACAAUAUUGGGGGAGGGCAAGAGAACUGAGGGGGGAAGUGGCAGGAGAAAACACAGCUGUGUCCACCCCCCAUUUCCUCUGUUGCAUUAAAGGUACAAUGCAGAGUUCCAGGAUGUGACCUGGAGUCAGCAGUCAGCUUGGCCAGGGAUGAUGACAGUUGUAGUAUAACACCAUUUGGAGGAUGAAGAAUGAUGGAAAAAUUGUAGGUGCAUUCUCUUUUGUGAUUUGGAGAAUUCUGUUAAAGAAAUGGGGCUUUUUCCGGGUUUUGGCUUAGCAAUCUUUAAAUGGGUUGUGGGGAGAAAUGAAAAGCCAAAGGUUUGUUAAGUUUCCCUGCUUGCCUUCCAGCUUGAAAGAUGCAUCACAUCACCAUCUCCACUCCAGCCAUUACCCUGCUGUCCCCCCCCCCCGGCAAUGGAGGGUUUGUCUGCAGGAUUAUAAUCCUUCUCUGUCUGUCUGUCUGUCUGUCCCCUUCCCAUUUUCUAGGGAUGAUGACGAGGCUGAGGACGUCCACCAGUUUUGUUGCCCUGCCUCUGAGUGCAGCAGCCCCUCCUCUAGGUAACCUGGAGGGGGUGCCACCAUCCCCCUUCCACGUCUUGCACUUCUAACCUGGACCCUGAGACCUCACUACACCAGCUUCAAACCCUGCCCCCCCCCCGGCACCCCAGGGAUGGGCUCAGAGGCCGUUCCAGAGACACACUUUCCCUCCUGCAUAGAUCAAAGGAGGGGUUCAUGGCAAACAGUUCCUGCCUUUACUCAGCUUUGAAGCAGGCAGGUUCAUCUCAUUUGUCAUCUCUGAGUUUGGUCUUUUGCAGUCUCUGUUCUCUUGCUCUUUGCAUCCUUUUGUAUUUUGAUAUUUUGGUUCUUCGGUUCUGUGAGCUUUCUUACUAGCUCCUAUGCCCUUAAUAAUCAGCCCAGCAUACAGAAAUUUAGCAGGGGAAGUAUUUGUCAUCUCCAUGACAAAGGGUGGGGGGAAAUGUCACUUUAAAAAAUUUAUUUGCAACAAGAGCAGGGGCCGUAAACAAUAGCAACAAAAGUACUUCUCCAUUUGAACUUGACGAUCAACCACCUUCCCCCACAACGGGGGGGGGGGUGUUGCUUUGACCUCUACUUUUGUGUCAGUGACACUCCCUCACUGUUCCAGACUUUGGUUUUGAGCUUUGAAUUGGCUUUUUGAAACCCCAGAUUGCCAACAUUUCUGCAAUUGACCCUGUCUUAAACAGCUACCUGAUAGGCAGAAACAUACCGGGGACUCCUACAUUUCUCUCUGGUGGGGGCUGCUUGCAGGAGCCUGGCUGAUACAAAGGUGGCAACCCAGUUUCACUCUAGCCCCCCCCCCCCUUUCUGCUCAUCUUUAACCCUCUUAAGUUUUGGUGUAGCUAAUCUCUACUGUCCAUAUCUUGACUUUAGAUCUCCUUUUAUCACUCAAACUUGCUUCUGCCAUUCUGUUGUAACAUUGCUAAAAAAAGAAAGAAAAGAGGACCUGCUCCUGCUGCCAACGCUUCCCAGUGGCCAUGCUUGCUUUGCUUCCUAAACCCAGACAUGGUUGAGUUGCCAGUUUCUACAGUGCCCCUUCUCUGCCUCUAACAGCAGCUGGCAGGCAGAAGUUAAGCUGGUGAGACUUUUCUUGGUGGGGGUAAGGAGAUGGGAAAAGCUUCACUUACUAUUUAUGGCUGGCAUAAAAGGCACUGGAGCAGGGCUGUUUCAAAAGCUGGCAACCCUACUGAUUUGUGAGGGAGUUGGCUGUGCUAAGGGGCUUGGUCCCAGAGGAGGCAGCGAUGGCCACCAACUUGGACGGCCUUAAAAGAGGAUUGGACAAAUGCAUGGAGGAGGAGAAGGCUGUCAGUGGCCACUCGCCUCUGUGGCUUUGCUCUGCGUCCACAGCUGGAGGCAGAGAUGCUUCUGAAUAUCAGUUGCUGGAAACCACAGGAAGGGAGAGUUGCCCUUGGGCUCGUUUCCCACAUGCAUCUCGUUGGCCAGUGUGAGAACAGAAGGCAGGACUAGAUGAGCCAUUGGUCCCUCUAGUGGCUUACUGGUGUGGAAGGUGCCUUUCACAGUCCUAGGAGCAGUCUUCUCAAGCCAGUCUGCAGGUUCAGAGGAUACAAAUCCUACUUAAGGGGCUGCAUAGGAGGCUGACACUUGAAGGACAGAGUCUUGCUUUGAAAAUGAAGCUGGAUAGAAUUUUAUUUGACCUUUAACCUGUAACUAAAUCUUGAGUUGACCUUUCAGCUCCUGUGUCAUUUUUGACGCCCUUUGUAAAAGCUGACCUGUAUUCUGAUGUUUAGUAUUUGCUGUUGGUUGUUUGGUCUGUAAGAACAUGGUUCUGGCACCAAUCCUGACCACACUUCAUUCAUUCAAGGAAGUGCUCAUUUACUUGGGGGAUGGGACAGGUUCUGAACUCAUAAUUUCACUUUCUUCAGUGUGUCCUUGCAUCAUGGCUGUGGUGGUCUUCUAAUCUCUUCACACAUUACAUUUUAAAAUUGUGAAAAGCAAAUGUUACAGCUGCUGCAUCAGGCAGGCACACUUACUGGGAGGCUCUGGCUUCCUGCUGCGUCUACACUGUACACUUUUACUGCCACAUAAUGGGGAGACUUCCCCACCCCUGGUCUUGUCUCUGGAACGGACUCUGCCAAAUAUCCCUAACCUCCCCCAACCUUUUGCUCCAAUCUCAGUUUACACAUUUUUCUAUGCAGACGCAUAAGCCUUAAAUAUUACCCCCCCCUUUCUGCUUUUUCACCACCCCCACGGGGAAGAGCAUUUCCAAACAACCUUUGCUGCGCCCCUCAACUCUAAAUGCAGUUCUUGCACUGGCCUCUAGGGGUCCCCCUACAUGCACUUUUUCUGCCUGUCGCUGCUCCGUCUCAGCCUUCCUUGCAAUUUCAGGAUGCUACCCGAAAGAACAUGGAAACCAACCAAAAAGAAAACCCUCUUUGGAAUCAGCUUCGAUUGUUUGUUCCCUGUGGGACUCUGUCCAAACUGGGCACCAGCCUCUACCCUGCAAGACUAUGUGCCCUUGGGACCAUCUCUCUUUUCCUUUCUCUCUGUUUCUCCUUCCGGGCUUCAGGACCUGCUAGCCAACCCCCCAGGGAGCCACCUUGGAAGCAGCAGCUCUCUGCUUAAUCAAGCAAACUGUUCCGGCGUCACAGACACUGGGUGUGGGCCGGGAAUCCUGGACCCUGGAGGAUUUUGCAGGCUGUGAAGUGUGCAGACUCUGCCUUCUUGUGCUGUGGGAGGGGGCACUCUCUGUUUUGCUUGUGCUGUCUCCUGGGUUGGCGCCAUGCAUAAGAUCUUGUAUUCCCAUCUGGGCCACCUGUGGAUUUCAUUGGAAGAAAAAAAUGGCUAGGUGGAGGCAGGGCGGGCGAAGAAAGCUCACGGGGUGUUAUCUACAAGGAGACAUUUUGCCAAAUCUGCUCUACUACUGCUGAGAUUUUGAUACUCAGUGUGAGAAAUGUUUCCGACUUUCCCCAUCUUGUCAAUGUGAAAAAUGAGUGUGCGAGUGGUGGAGUGUUGGCAAGUUCCACUCGUGGUUCCUGGAGUGGCCACAAGAGAAAGCUGUGUUAAUGGCACAUGCAUUCUCCAGUUCAGCGGAUUAGACAAACUGGUGGCUGAGGUGGUGGGACAUAUGGAAUUCUGCCUGAUAAUAAUCCCUGUGUGCUUUUCUGGGGGGAAGAGUCUUCAAGGGAUGGCCUCUGGUGCAGACAUCUGGGGAAAGUCAGUGACAAGGCCCAGACUUUGCUUGCCAAAGGUCCCAGGUUCUUUUCAUUUAAAUGGAUUUGGGUGGCAGCUGUGGCGUUGCAUCCUUUUUUGGUGCUCACGUGUGUGCAUGGGCAGGGCAAGCAGGGCUUUCGCCGCCAGCGGUGCCAGGCACGCAUGCACAGGGCACAGGGGGUUCACGGAGAGCUCACACACCAGCUCAGCCCUGGCUGCUGAAGGAGGAGGAGCCCGAUUGGCCAACGCAGCCCUUGGUGAGCAAAUCCCCCCCGAUUCAACAAAGGGACUGGGGACGCGGUGGGCUCUGGGACGUCAGGCAGGGCAGGCUGGUGAUCCCUGUGUGGGGGCACCUGGCUCACACCCCCUAAAAAUUGUGUAUCUGGGGCUGUGCACCCCCGGGGUCCCACACUAGCCCCUGGGUGUCAGGGCUGUGAAACACCUUUGCCUGAGUGAUGAGCCUUUGAGCCUCCAGGUGCUGCUGGACGUUGCUCCCAUCAGCUCCAGCCAGCAUGGCCAAUGGUCAGGGUUGAUGGGAGCUGUAGUCCAGCAGCAUCAAGGAGUCUAUGGGUUUCCCAUUCCUGGAGUAGACUGAGCUGCUUGAUGGACCACUGGCUUGACCAAACCAGGUUCAUGCAUACAUCUCUUCUCCUACACAUCAAUGGUUGGGCAGAGCGGCUUUUUCAAAGGCAGCAGCCACCUCUCCUUUAGUGCAAAGGACUCUGGGAAAGCCACGACUUUAAUCCGAUUCUGCCGCUGGGGCAAAGCAAAGAGGUAAGCAGUAGUAGUUUAAUCCUCACUGGUGUGGCAGUGUGAAUUACAGCUGCUGUUGGCAAAGUAGGUGCUGAUUCCUGUGUUACCAUGGCAACGUGCGUACCAUCGCAAAAUUGGCGUGUGGUGGGGAGGGAUCUACAUUUCUGCACAGCUGAGAAAAUACAAUCAUGGUUAGUUCCCAUGCCAGCACUUUACCUUCAUCUUGGUAGUUCAACCACAUGGAAGCACGUUAUUUGAUGACAACUGUGUCACCGUCGUAAUAUAUGAAUCAGGUGACCAGAAAGCUCAGAUUAUGCUUUUGGACUCCAGAGAACUGCUACAGCUGAGCAUCCACAGAACACGACAGUUCUGUGUAGGAAAUAAUGUGUGAUGAUAACACAUGUCUAUAUUUUGCUGUGCUAUGGCAAAAUACAUGUGUCCUGUGGUCAUGUGGGAUAUUCUUACAUGUGGCUUGCAUGUUAUUUCCUGCAUGGACUUGAUUUCUGUUUUCUGGAAUUCAUCAUGUUUGAAGCACUCCUGACCCUACACAGAGUCUGUACAUUUGCAUCUUAAUUGGCUUGCUCUACUAUAUGUUGACUGUACAGUGUUUGUGCCUUUUCCUAGCUGGGUUUUGUAAAACAAAACAAAAAACAAGAUCUACUUUUUUCUUGCUGCCCUAAAACCCCAAUCUAUUAACUAUGGUUAAGUACAGUAAACGAGAGCAGGUCAUGGGACCCUGCACUUCUUGAUCCCCCUCAUCUGGCCGUCUUAUUCAUAGUUAUUUCUGCAUUGACUGUAAAAAUGGCUGUCCCUAACUAGGGUUUCUGCCUUAAACAGAGUUUGCCAACUAGUUUCAAAUGCUGAUUAAGAUGGGAACUCUGGUUUGCAUUAUCCAUGGUUAAUGCUGCUGUGAUAAGGGUGUGAGCCCAGUCUUGAUCUCCCAAUAGUCAUGAUAUCAGGAAUGAUAUCCCUGUCCCUGCUCUCAAAACUACAUGUUAUGAGGAAUUUAUGGCUUCUGCAAUUCUACAUCUCCACAAUAAAAAUUCAUUAAGCAAGAAGCAGGACAUGUCAUCAUACUGAAUAUUCCCACUCCCUUGGAAGUAUUACAGGGGACACAAUGGAUGGAGAUAUUCAUCUACAACAGCAUUCCUCGUAAGAUGCAGGCUAAAACAGAGGUUUGCUUGCUCAUACAAAAUCGUUAACGAGGUGGGGCAGAAGAAAAAAGCAUUGGGCUCUGUGCUGGGUGAAGAAGCAGUCCCAUUCAAAUGCUCCUUAUUUCUACCCACUUGACCAAUAUGUUUUUACACACACACACACACACACACUGCCCACAACCAUGAGGGCUAGAUGCUUGCUUGUUUAUUUUUUUAAACAAAAGCUCAGAUUCUCAGGAUUCCACCAGUAUUGGAUUUUGGUAAGCCAUAAAGCGCGUUCUGCUGUGCAACUGUGGGCCUUGGCACAUUUUAAAAACCACUUUCCUCUUCCACAAAACUAUGGCAAUCUUCUGCAAAUUGUUGAAACUGCACUGAACUCCUCCCCACCCUCCUGUACCAUUGGUGUGAAUAAGGAAUGUAGCUAGCACUACCUGCCAUACAGCAGCUGUGCAAAACAGGAGCAAACGUGAUGAGUUGCACCAUUUCAGGUGCGGUGUGUGCCCCACCAGUUUACAAGUAUGCAAAAUGAGUGUGUACUGCAAUGAGGUUUCUUCAUGUUAAGCUGCCUUUGUCCUCAUUCCCCUCCCGUGCCCCUCAGGGUUUUCCUACUCCCUGUUGGAUCUUGAGGGCACAGUAUGAGACGUUGCACUGCCCCUACAUGCAAAACAAGUCUGCCUUGCACACCAAGGGAAGGCUGUGUCUUAUGAAGCGGCCAUAAUUACUUUAACACACUGACCAGUUGCUUGGUCCCACACUAGCUGAAUAGCCAUUUGCCAGCCAGUUAUGAAAAUGGGCUUGGACAUAUUGUGCAAACAGGUGCUGCUAGGGGGAGAGACUGGGGAGGAAAGCUCCUCUCCUGCCCCUGCCCCCACCUGCCUGUGGAGCAUGUCAGGAAUACAUGCUGAUCCCUCUCUGGGGCAAUUCCCUCCCACCACCUGUUUUGGUCCCCUUUGCUCAGCUCCUCAGUUUCCCUGCCAGGUAUAGGCUGUCCCAUAUUGAUGUGUGCUGCUUGAAGAAGCCCAUUGCUCCAUGUCUUCCCACCCCAACUUGUUUCUGUAAAUAAGAAACAAAAGAGGCUUUAUAACAAAUACUCUUGUGUACAAAAAUGAUUUCGGUCAAUAAAUCUAAGACUUCUGUCUUCUCUGAACCAAACAAUAAAGAAAAGAACAAUUAAAUGGAUCCUGCAGACUGCUGUUGCCUCUCCUCCCUUCUUCUCUCAAAUCUCGCAUUCUCUGCAAGGCUGAGUAGGAGCUGGGCUGCUGCUUCUGAGACAUUUGGUGGGUGGGGAGCUGGAGGAUCGGAAGGUAGGGACUGUACUAAAGGAGGGAAAUGGAGCAGGUGGCUUCCCUCUGUUUUGCUGUCCUAAAGCUACUUUUCCACAGGCUUUUAUUUUUGCCCUUAUUAGGGAGCGGGUGGCAGCUUCCUGUCCAAAUGUUAGCUUCUUCAUAUUUCUCUCCCCUCCCCAGUGCCACGUUUGGGGCUUUGAACAGAUCUCUUCACCUGCAUUUGUGGGGCAUCUCCUGGACCACUUUGUCACAGAACUAUAGGUGUAUAAAAUAUAAACUGGUAACCACAGCGUGUCCAUCUAACCCCAUGAACUCAGUAGACAGAGAGAGACAGAUGGCAAUAAAAACUUCUGCUUUAUUCUAGAGGUAGCAUUUGAGGGCUGGGUGAGGGUUAUCUUUAUAUGCCUAGUACAUUUUGGGAAGGUACAGUCAUUGCAUUCAUUUAGACCAGGGAUUCAAAAACACUUCCUUACGGCUCUUCUGCACGAUAAGUUUUUUGCCACAUAAAUGUGACUUUCAUUUCUCAUUUGUUGCGGGCAUGUGGGAAGAGGAGUUGGCUAUUCCAUAUGAACUGCAUCCACAAGACAUAAGCCUCAGAAUUGGCCAAAAAUAUUGCACCAUUUCAGUAUAAGAAAAAGCAUGCAACGGGGAGCAACUUUCAGUCAAGACAAGUGGCCAGUAACUGUUGACUUAUCUAGCUCAUUAUCUAAAACCCAUAAUUCAGUAAAAUAUCUUUUCCAAUGGUGAAUUCUGCUGACAAGAGGACACAGCCAAAUAUGCUUAGGGGGUGCGGUGCUGGUCCCCCCCCGCCCAUUUCAUUGUAAUCCUUAUCAUAUCCUCAGCCUAUAGCAUGUGACAGGGAGAUGCAAAGACUAAUGUGUCAUGUCAGAAUGUUAAAUGCAGAUUAAACCUUCAUACACCAAAGAUUGGUCUAAGGUAGGUGUAAGUUUAAUACAUCUUGGUUACUUAUGGUGGUUUCCCUCCGCUGGCUGUUGCUGGAUCUCAUUGAUUGCAUGCUGUACAGUUAUAAUUAGCAAUGUUUGCACUCUCGGCAGACCCCUAUCUAGGAACAUCCAUAGGGCACCAGGUGGGGGCUACCUUAGGGACACAGCAGCAGCAGGUUUUGAGAGUGGGGUGCACAAGUGACAUGGAAAUCCCUGCUCACCGAAGCUGCAGCUGGGAGCAUCCUCAAUGGGCUGUACUCCACUCAUUCAGACAGGCCACUUGGAUGAGCAAGCGGGAUCCCCAUCUGAACCAGCUCUGAAUCCUCAGAGAGAUUGCCCAGGGCCACAGAGCAGGUCCUGAACUCUUGGUCCUCCAGACCAACUUCAUUGGUGGAUUCAUAUCUGUCUGAAUUUAAAUUGGAGCAUUCUGGAAGAAGAAUGACAGGCUGAUGCCAAAGAGCCAAUUAUGAGUUCAGUCCCAGGCCAGGAUCUCAUGCCAUGAAAUGCCUUUGUAUGAAAUUGGGUUUUACUGUGAGGCAGAGAUUCGGCAGGCAAAGCAGCGGCUGCAGGGGCAAGGUGGGGCUGGAUUGCCCCACACCCUUGGUGUGUUCCUGUGUUGCGUUUGUUCUCCCAGCAGUUGAGCCCUGAAAUACACUUUGCUCUGUAGGAGGCAGUGUGUGGGGUGGAAGAGAAAUGGUUGAUGCCCUGAGCUCUGCAAAGCGAAAUAUCUCUAGGGGUGUGUGCUUACCUCCCACCCAGGGGUCCUUUGCUGCUGAGCCACUUCCACAGUUUACCGUAGGUAAGCACAUGGUAAGUUUUUGGAGCUGAGGCAUUUUUCAGACUUUGUCCAAGCAAGUCUGGAUGGUGGAUUGUUUGGCUGGCAGAAAUCUCCUGGGAUCAGAUAUCAAAGGAAAGGGAGAGGUAAGCAGGUUUGCGAAAGGGUUGUCUCCCAUUUGACAUUCACUACCCACCAGUCAAUUUUACAUUGGUUGGAAGGAGAUGAAGUAAACUGGGGAGACGGGAUUCAUGGCUUCCCUAGCAGUCCACCCUAUGCAGAAGCAUCUGUGGUCAUGGGGCUGCAGCCAGGCAGCCCUCCAUCGUGCCUCUCAACCCAGUUCCAGUGGAGAAACACUCCUCUCCCACACCAUUGUUCUUUACUUUUUAAUUGCCAUUUGUGCAUGUUUAAGUGCCCCCACCCCCAGACCCAGGCUUCUUCCAGUCCCAGCCACGAAGAGAUGUCAGUAAGGACGGGGCUCCUGUAUUGCUUCAGGAAUGGCGCAGAACCAGAGUUUGCGUAGAUGCAGCUUGCCAGGAGAAAACCUCCCCCAGCUGAGAUUCUACAGAAAGUUGGAAGGUGCAGGAAUUCUACACACACAUCCUCCAGCAUCUCUUUUUCUUAAAUCUCUCCCCAGGUUUAAAGCUGCAUACAGCACCACAUACACGUGUGACUGUUCCCUUGGAGAAGCUGGCAACCCCAACCCACUCCAGCUCCACUUCUUGUGUGUCAGGGGACAGGGGCCCAUCCGCUUUCCUGACUUUGUGAAGCCUGCAGCUGGGGUUGCAAUAUUUCUUUCUAUGGCCAGGCUUCUGUGCCAUUAAGAGCUGCUUGACGUCCUGAAUUCUAACAGUUGCAACUUUCUGCACCACUGUCUCAGUAUGCCUGGCAAAGCUGUACCUAUUAGACGUCUGUCUGUUGAGCAGCUCUUGGCAACAGCACAGGUUGCCCUGCUGGGAAGAUGAAAACUGGCAGCUUUGCUCCAGUUCUUGUAAAUAUUUCCUCACAACAGCGAGAACUUAACUCGCUGGAAAUUCUGUGUUAACACCUGACUGUGUUCUCUUCUUUAGAUUUGCUCACUACUGCAUCUGGAUGAGAUCACCAACCUGCCUGUUCAUUUUUAUUAUUGUUUAAUUGUACAUAUCUUAAACUUACCCAGCAUUCAGGUUGCAUCUUUGCAGUCUUAACACUAGAUGGCAGCAAAAUUUGAGUUCUGAUCUGCCUUCCUCCUACUUGGGGGCACUUUGGGAAUUGCAUGGUCGUCCACCCCGCCCCCCCCCCCGCCCUUCUCUAGUGGUUAAGGCAAGGCCAGUGUGGUUUCAGGGAGAGAUGGGCAAAUGCGGGUGCUAAGGAGUGGGGUUGGGGUGAGCAGAGACUGAGCUUUUUCUCGGGUGGGGCGGGGCUGGAAAUUGGACUUUUGAAUCCUGGCUUUUGUUCACAAUGUUGGGCAGUGAGCUUGUGGUUCAGUCACGGAGACACAGACUCAGGACUUCUUCUCUCUGCCCCAGGAUUCAGUGUAUUCACUCUGUUGGAUUUUGCUCUUAUUAAGUGCAAAGUAACACAUGAGUUGGAUGUUGCUCAGUGGGUCAUCUAGUUGAACCCCUACCUUUACUACCAAGUUAAAGUGUGUCACCCAGAGGGUUACUGAUUCUAAAGAAGUGGCAGGUUUGGCCCCUCUAAUUCUGCUUCUAGAAAAUUGGAAGAGAGAGUUGGUUGAGGGAGGAGCUUGUGCCAGUGCUCCCUUAUGCUGUUCUCAGAGUUGGAAAUCACUGUGUUUAAAUAAUUGUGCAACCCAGAACUUUGGACUCCAAAAUAGGUACACAGAGAGAGAGAGAGAGAGAGCGGAAAUACAAAUAUACACAGGUAUUCAUAAUUUGCCGUUCUGAUUUCAGUUGAGAAUAUUUGAAAUCAAAUGCUUUAUACUUUUUGGCAUCACUUGACAUUGUUUUGUUUUCAGUAGCCAUCAAAUAUGAAAUCUCUUCAGCUGUCGUUUCUCAGAUACAAAGUACUAUUAUAUGUCAACUAACAAAUUUUAUUAAAAUAUCAACUGUCAAAUAUUAAUUAUUGAAAUAAAAUAGCAUAGACAGCCAAGUCCACAAAUCAAAUAUUCAGAGACUAUCCUUUGAAUAUGCAGGAUUGAAAUUCACAGAGGAUAAUAUAUAGAGGAAUGUUGGGAGCAAAUUGAUUUCAGCUCUAGUGUUCUUCAUCCUGAAACACAGACCCAGUUCACACAUCACAUGAGAUCUGUUUAAAAUAAACUGUGAUUAUCAUAGAAUUGUAGAGUUGGAAGGGACCCCCAGGGUCAUCUAGUUCAGCCCCCUGCAAUGCAGGAAUCUCAACUCAAGCAUCCAUGACAGGUGGCCACCCAACCUCUGCUUAAACACCUCCAAGGAAGGGGAGUCAACAACCUCCUGUGGGAGUCUGUUCCACUGUCAAACAGCUCUUACUGCUGGAAAGUUCUUCCUGAUGUUUAGUCAGAAUCUCCUUUCUUGUAACUUGAAGCCAUUGCCUUGAGUCCUACCCUCCAGAGCAGGAGAAAACAAGCUUCUUCCCUCUUGUGUGACAGCCUUUAAGAUAUUUGAAGAUGGCUAUCAUAUCUCCUCCUAGUCUCCUCUUUGCUAGGUUAAACAUUCCCAACUCCCUCAACCAUUCCUCAUAAGGCUUGGUUUCCAGACCCUAGAUCAUCCUGGUUGCCCUUCUCUGCACAUGUUCCAUCUUGUCAAUAUCCUCCUUAAAUUGCACUGCCCAGAACUGGACACAGGACUCCAGGUGUGUUCUGACCAAGGCAGAAGAGAGUGCAGUGGCGUGUGGUCCGUGGACUAGGGAGACGAGGCUAGUCCCCUAAAUGUUUCCCUGGCACCUCCUUCCCAAAGCCCGGAAAGCUGCUGCCUGGCUUGGGGAGGGAGGCAUGAUGCUCCCACAUGCAACAUCACACCUGUGUCACGCCCCACCCCAUCACCUUACAAGCUGGUGCCUCCGAUCCUAACUGUUCCCCUAUGAAAACUUUCACAGCACGCCACUGAUAGAGCAGGACUAUUAAUUCCCUUGAUCUGGAAACUAGGCUUCUCUUGAUGAAGCCUAGAAUAGCAUUAUCUUUUUUGUUGCUGCAUCACACUUUCGACUCAUGUUCAGCUUGUGGUCCACCAAGACCCCGUGAUCCUUUUCACAUGUACUACUGGCAAGCCAGGUGCUCCCCAUCUUAUAUUUGUGCAGCUGGUUAUUCCUUCCUAUGUGAAGAACCUUACAUUUGUCCCCCUUGAAAUUCAUUGUUAGUUUGGGCCCAGUUCUUCAAUCAGUUCUGGAAUCCCGAUUCUGCAUUUUGUAGCAUUCGCUACCCCUCCCAGUUUGGUGUCAUUAGCAAAUUUGAUGACCAUCCCCUCAAUUCCAAGUCAUUUAUAAAGACGAACAGCAAUGGCCCCAGGCCCCACCUGUCACUUUUUCCAGGAAGAUUAGGAACCGUUAGUGAGCAGCCAAUUUGUCCAUCACAUGAUAUUUCAGUUUGAAAUAAACAGCGGCUUUAAUGUGAAUGAGCAGCAUGCUGUUGCACAUAGCUCAGCCGUUCCCUCAGUGCUCCUCUGCUGUUGCUGCUCCAUGGCCUGACUUGUUGUGUCAUCAAAACCUGGGCUCAUGAUUUGUUUUCUUAAAACAAAACAUGAGAAGUGAGUCAAAGAACAAGCAUUGGUUACUUUGAAGGAAAUAAACCACACGUGCUUCUGGGGACAUCGGGAGGGCUGUCCUCGUUUUUGUGAUGUCUAAAGGAGGCGCCCACAGCUCCUGCUGUGACUGGAGCAGACCCAGGUCCUCUACCAAUGUGUGUGGCACCAUCAAUUUUCGUUCACCCCUCAGUGAGACGGUGAUAAUUCUGUUAUUAUUUUUAUUUUUAAUGGAUUUAUAGUUUGCCUUCCCAUGACAGGUUACAAUAUACUGUAACAAUGCAAUGGAGAUCUGAAUGGAGCUGGGGAGGGUUAGCAUCUUCUUCCUGCUCUUAAAUUCCAUGCUGCAGGUGGGCAGACGCGGGGCAGGGUGAAAGGGGGAGGUUGAUUGCCCUGAUCUAGCCCCACUCCUCAGCUGGCAUUUCAGGGGCUGCCCUUUGGCUCUCCCAUUUUGACCCACUUCCCACAGCCCUGGUUAUAAAAAGACCGGGGGCGGGGGGGGAUGUAGCUCUGCUGUUGCCAAGCAACGCUGCCCUGUGACUGCAGAAGGGAGCAGCCAGCUCUGUGCGUCUGCAGGGAUCCUCCGCCUGCCUGCCGAGGUUGGAGGGAGCCGGGCAGCACACAGGACCCUGUGUGUAGAGCCUUUCUUUCUGUAUGGGCAGCCAUGCAAUGCUAGACUUGCCGACACCCAUGCCCAGUCUUUGCCAGCACAUAUGGAGGCAGCUGCCCCCGCACUGCUUUGAGGGCUGCUUCUCACUUGGCAUUUUAUACUUGGAUACAGAAACCAGGUACAAAAUUAUGCUUGCCUGGUAGCACCUGGCAACAAUACCCAUACAGUUAAAGAAUUGCUUUUCUUGAUCAAACACUUGGCAUUUUGCAAAGAAUUAAGCCUCAGCUUCAGUGUCUUUUGCUAAGAAAAGUGGGUAUUUAAACACAUACAUGAUAUUUACAGCUGAAUUAAGGCAGUUAUUUUGUAACUGGGUCCAAAUGAAAGAGACAUCCAGUCUAAAUUGCACCUUAAUUUAAUUGUUUACAUUUGUAGCCUUCCCAGACCCAAUAGCUUGGGGUGUGUUAGAUAAUAUUUUAAAAUGCUCACCGUAUAGAUUUGACUAGGCAAGCUUAAGGGCAUAUUCCCGAUUUACUUUAGAUGUAUUGAUGGUAUUAUUUAUUAAUCAAUUUAAUUAAUUUCUAUGAAUUCUGAACUGCCCUUUGCCAAAGGGAUCCCAGGGUGAUUCUGCAGAUCUGCACAAUUAAAACAUCAGCACAUGUAAUAAAAUCAAUCAAUCAAAACAUUAAAUUCUAAAAUUAAAGUAAAAUAAAAUUAUUCCGUUUAAAACAAUCCAGACAAUUAUAUCAUAGUAGUGGAGGUAAUUUCUUAUGUAUGCUGCUGGACACACACAAUGAUUGAUUGAUUGAUUGAUUGAUUGAUUGAUUGAUUGGUUGGUUGGUUUGUUGCUCUAUUGUUCCUACUUCUAUAUCCCACCUUUCCUCCAAAGAGCUCAAGAUGGCGUCAGUGGUUCUCCCACCUACCCCUAUUUCCCCCUCACAGCAACCCUGUGAGUUAAGUUAAUCUGAGAGGCAGUAGCUGGCCCAAAGUCACCCGGUGGGUUUAAUGGCUGAGUGGGGAUUUGAACCCAGGCCCCCCAGGUCCCAGUCCAUCACCCUCUUUUAGGCCUCUAGAGGUCAUCACCAGCUCUUUCAGUGGAGCUCUAAAGGCAAUAGAAAGUCAGUUCAUACACUGACUUCCACGUCUGCAUAUUCAGCUACAGUUUUGAUAUGCAUGUGCUUAAUACAGAAGCCCAAACAGUUGCCCAUGUUUGAUUGAUUGACUAAUUGAGUGGAUAUUUUUAUCAUUGUUAUUUGUUGCUAAAUUUAUCCUUCACCAAUGGAUCCCAGGGCAGGUUAUAACUAUUUUUAAAAAAAUUAAAACCCGGAGUUUAAAAAGUUAAAACAAAUUACAGUCACAGGAAGAGAGUAGGUCUUGAAAACACACAUCUCAGGGGUCAAAGACCAGGGGGAUUGGAUUCUGCAUUUACUCCAAGGAGCAGCUUGCUUCUAUCUUUAUGAUUACUACUACUAUCAUUGUAUCUAUGUAAAUGGAAGUUUACAAAGAACAGGUAUGACAAGAGGGUUGCACUCUAAAAUAUUUCCCAGGAAACAACAGACAUAGGAAGGAAAUGGAGGCAAGGAUGAGUAGCGGGGAAAUAUGCGGUGAUUUCUAUUACAUGGACCUAAGUUGAAGUAUAAGGACUAGCGGGGUAUCUAAGUAUUUUACAGGGCCUGAUCCAUAUUGCUUUAGCAAGCGGGGAUUCAUAGAUUCAUAGAAUUGUAGAAUUGGAAGGGGCCACGAGGGUCAUCUAUUCCAACCCUCUGCAAUGCAGGAAUCUCACCCAAUGUGGGGAUCAAACUCAUGACCCUGAGAUCAAGAGCCUCAUGCUCUACCAACUGAGCUAUCUCAAUUCCCAUUUUCCAAAUGGCAGGGAUAAUGACUUGCCACAACACAUCCAUGACAGAAGUGGGACUUGGACUAUUUCCCACACCAUGCUCACUUUCAUUCUGGCAUGCCCCCAGGCUGAGAGAGUGGAACAUUUACAAGGAAGCAGGGAAAGCAUAAACUCUCAGCUCUGCGGGAAAGAGUGUAUGGCUGGCAUACCUACACCACAAAUAUGCAUCUGUCUUCUACAGUUUAACUGACACAACUUCCUCCAAGGAAUCCUGGGAACUGUAGGUUGCUGAGAAUUCUGCAUGUGAGACUCUAACAACCUUUACCAAACUACACUUCCCAGGAGUUCCUGAGGUGAAAUAAUCACCAUUAAUUCAGUUCAAAUCAGUAAACCAGAGGGGCUGUUUUGCAUCCAGCUUUGCUGAGAGUUUAUUCCUCAGCUGUUUUCUUCCAAAGGACAACUUCAGGAGUAAAUAAGGUAUCUGUGUGGAUAUACAGUAUUGCACAGUCUCUACACCACGGUCAGGUGGGUCUCAGGAUGGGGAAGACGCACAUUGGCAGUGUGAACUGCUUUACAGGGGCUGGUCCUGUAGUUGCAGACAUUUUUUUGAAGCAUUGUGCAAUUUAAAGAAAAAGAUCCAUAUGAAGGGAGAGCCAGGCCAUGGAAGCUGCCCAUCAACACUGAACACCCUAGACAACAGGGCACCUGGUCCUAGUCUUCCCCAGCAUGGAGAGAUGCAUUGCAGUGCUAUUUAAAUUGUACUAAUUAUUUCUGCCAGUUUGUCUACAUAUCUAUCUCUAUUUUCCAUUUAAAUUAUAGUAAAAAGAUUCUUUUGUUUAACAAAAUGUAUAUGGUGUAUGUUUGUAUGUUUAAAGCCGGCACUGAAAAGAGAACAGGGAGGCACCUGCCUGAUGUCAACAAGCAGGGAGUUGUUACAAAGUACAGGUGCUGCCACAUUAAAAUAUCACAACUAUAAUUACUAUAAUACAACUAUUUUAAUUUAAAUAGAAAUACAAUACAUCUUAUCGGGGAAGACUGUGACUAGGUGGCUUAUUUGCUUGCUCAGUCUCCUGUCCAGGUGAUAACUAUUAGUGGUCAACUUCAAGGCCUUUGCUCUCACUUCUUAAGAGUAUCUUUGAACCUGAUACAAGGCCACCCUACCAAGUGCCCAUUUUCUUUGCAUGGGGAAAUAGCAAUAGCUGUUCCCCUUUUUAGAGAGGCAGCAGCACCUUUUUGACAUCUGCAAACCAUUAAACCAGCCACCACCCACAUUUCAGACCUAUUUGCACAUUUAGCAACCAAAAUUGCUCACAGCCAGAAAAGAGGGAGAGAAACAAAACCCUCAGAGUUUCAUGUGUAGGCAGUCAGGUCUAUUGAAGAAAACUUUGCUGCAUGUCAUUUCAGGCAUGAAGGAUUGGUGUGAGAGGCAUGGCAAGAUCCAUAGAAAUAAUAAUAAUAAUAAUAAUAAUAAUAAUAAUAAUGCAUUGUACAUAUAUGAACAUUUCUUCUAUAUCUGAGACCUUAGAAUUCUUAUAACAGCCCCACAUUGGAGUCAUGUCAGAUGAUGGGGCAUUUAAUAAAUGUCCAUGAUGAGACAAGAUUGUUCCAUGAGCCAGGGGCUUCCCACCCCUCAUAGUAAAAAAAAAAACCAAUCACACAGUGUUUCACAUACUUCCAUUAAUAAACUUUGAGCACCACUUUAGCAAUCAUAUUGCCAUCUCCAUCUUGCAGGUAGUGACUUUGUAGCAGAGACAUAAGAACAUAAGAGCCCUGCUGAAUCGGACGAAAGGCAGAUCUAAUCCUGCAGAUAUUGUUUCUCACAGCGCUAGCCAGAUGCCCAUUGAAAGUCCACAGCCAAUACCCUUCUUCUGCGCUUGUUCUCCAGCAACUGAUGUUGAGGAGCAUGAUUCCUUUGCUGUGGCUUGUGGCUCACACAAAUAAAGAGUCUCUCUCUCUCUCUCCAGGAGAGUUCUAAUGCCCCUGAGUCUAGAAGCAGGAUAGCACCCUACACCCCCAAUCACUUUUCUCCUAGCUGAUCCCACUUUCAAUACAGGAGAUAAUUUCUGUAAGAUUUGUAUACUGAGAGCCCCCUCUCCGUAUCCAUUUUCUCAACAUGGGGGCCAAUUAUUGAGAGUAGAGAAGAUCAAGGAAAGGGGUGGCAGCGGGGUUGGAGAUAGCUUGGUUUAUGUUAUCUAUCAUAUGUUCAUAUGCUAUCGUAUGUUCACAAAUCAGUAAAAUUUAAAUUGAGUUAUUGUUUUUUAAAGCCACUGACUGAAGAAAAGGGUUGGCAUUACAGAGUUCAGUCUGGCUGGGCUUCUUGCUCUGGUUCAGUAUGAGGUGAACACGAGAUGGAUGCUGUUAACUGCUGCAGGAAGGCUGGAAUUCAGGAAAAGCCACUUGGAAACCAGCUGUCUGCUCUGUGUUGCAGGACCCUGGGGAGUUUGGCUGCAGCGUGAGCGUGCAUUGAGUGUACGUGUUGGCGCGGGAGGUGGGGGGGGCACACAGCUCCCUCCCUCGGCUGGCGGAGUCGCCAUUCAGGACAGCAGGUGCUGUUGGGUGUCUCUGGUCGCCGCUCACUCAAACAGGGCUGGAAAUCUGGGGGAACAGCUGAGGCUCUAGAGAGCUCAAACGCGGCAGCAAAGGGCUCUGGGAGCUCAGCUCUGCACAGUGAAUUUGAGGGGGGGGGGAUUUCUACUGCCAAGGACUCUGAGCGUCGGUGUGGACUGAACGACUGGAACUUGGUUGCAUUGCGCCUGCUGGGACCUUAAUGGGGGGGGGGGGCAGCAUGCAAAUGAUUUAUCCUGACACAGCCAAGGAAAGACAACCUUCACUCCUCUCAUGCCACCACAAGUAGUUUGCUCCCUGUGACUCGGCAUCUGCCCCCGUCCUGGACGCUGGAUGUGGCGGUACUGCAUCUCGGUGCGCACCCUGAGGUAUCUAUCCUUCCCAGCAUAUUGGCAUGAGUCAUGGGGAACGAGGGCAGCACCAGGUUAGAAGAAACAAAGUGGGUCUUCACUUAGAUGCAAUCAGGAGGGGGCGGGAGUGAGCAUAAUGGAACUCUGCAACAGACACUGGGAUUAGUUUGGAAGAUAUGGGGACACCUUGCAUUCUGUCUGCAUUCCACAGAUGGAACCUAAAAUGCAUUAUUUGGUUUGUUGCCUAUCUAGCCUGUUCUGUUCCUGGGACUAGGGAAUAGCACUUGGCACCCCAUUCAUCUUCCCAAUGUCACUAGGAAGGAGGUUGCUCUUGUUCCCGUUUUGCAGAGGGGCUGGCACUAGAGAGCUAGAGGCUGGCUCAUGGCCCAACCAGAAGAGUGGUCUCUGGGGCCGCUCAAAGUUUAUGCUGUGUGUCUGCUGCUCAGCCAUCCCAUUCCAGAGGCAGUUGCCCUUCCACAUUGGAUUCUGCUUGGGCUAAGGCAGCCUUACCAUUACUUCAAAUCUAGGUCUGUCAGGGUGCAGAUUCUGGAUGGUAUUAAAGGUGUUAGAGAGAGAGGCAGGCAGAGGUAACCUCUGGAAGGCACAACCCACCAGGAAAUGGUCCUCUGCAAGCUUCAGAGCUGGCAGUGAUAAGGGGAUGGUGGUGCUGGCACCAAUGGAGAAAGCCAACUGGCUCUCAUCUUUUCUGUGGCAAGAGGUAGUGACUAUGGCCCCUAUGGUUGAAGGGUGUGAAAGGAGGCCAAGCCAAAGACUGAGAACAGGUCCUGCCAAGGAGGACACAGUGACUCAGGAAGAGAAGAACUGCCUGGGGGAUGUGUUGUUUGUUCUUCAGCUAUGACAGGAAUGCACACUGGCAGGGCACAGUGCUUGGUGUCUACUGGUUCGACAGGCUACUCCAGUCCCUGCAGGGGGCACUCCUAGGGUGCCUCUCAGAUGUCUUGGCCUCCUCUAAGCAGAGGUGGCCCCAUCAUGAGGCCAGGCGUGGUGGUGAUUUGGGGUGUCAUUAAGGGCUAGAAGACAAGGCAGAGCUGAUCCCGCAGGUUCCCCAAUGAAAUUAAUGGGAACCAUGCAUGAGAACUUCAUGACAGCUUGACUUGAGGUUCACAAGAGAGGAUGCCAUUUAGAUUUUAGGCCUCAGUACCAAAAUGUCCUGGGCUGGCGCUGGAGGCUCAUGAUGCUGGUCAAAUGAGCCAGCUGUUGCAUGACACUCCUGGUGAUGAUUGGGAAGAAUGUAUAAGGAACUAGGCUGUGUAACGACUUUGUAAUCAAGGGAAUUGGGUGGCAGGGGGAGAACUGAAGAGGAAACUGAAAGAGGAAGCAGCCAGAUGGGAACAGAACACUUGGGUGGGGCGUCUCAGUUGGAAGCCCCUCCCCCACUACAAGGGACAUGCUGAACUGAAGACUGCAACAAAGCCAUGUCCUUGAUGCAGGGGAGACAAAGGCAGUGGAAUUAGAGUGAGGAGCAGCUGUGCUGGGAUGAGUCUCCAUGAAUGAUUAGCAAGUAACUUCCUGCUAUAUCUGUGUUGGUCGGUGUUAAACAAAGAAGUUUGGGAAGCAACUGCAGUUUCCAGGACCAGCAAGAGCAGGGGGAAGUUACAACAGCAGCUGUUCCAGGCCUAAAGAUCAGGCCCAGGCUGAGAGGCUGCUAUAGCAAGGAAGGGACUAAAGCCUGGGGAAGAAGAGGCUGGAAGGGGGAUGUGAGACUUUGGUGCACACCUUUCAACUGGCCGGUUCCAUUCCCUAGGAAUCAUGAGCGAGAGGAGCACCUGCACACCCAGGUCCUGAGCACAGUUACUUCUGGGUUAUGCUGCAUAUCAUGGGGUGGGGGCACUGGGUGGGCUGGAAGCAAGGAAAGACAGGCCUGUGCUGCUUCCCGUCUGCACACACACACAGACCCUCCAAGUGUCCCUAUUCCUUAGGGUGGCCCUAUUUUCAUUAGAGAAAUGUUGGAGGGUAUGGAGUUAUCCAACCUGCAAGCCGUCUGAAGGCAAACCUGUAUAAGGAAUGUUUUUUUAAAAUGUUUAAUGUUUUAUUGUGUUUUUAUAUAUGUUGGAAGCUGCCCAGAGUGACUGGGGCAACCUAGUAAGACGUGUGUGGUAUAAAUAGUAAAAUUAUCAUGAUGGAAUGGGACGUCACUAUUUUCGUCAGAGAAAUGUUGGAGGGUAUGCACUGGGUGGGUUGGAAGUAAUGUCCAGGCUUGUGCUGCUUCCCAUCUGCACACACACCCAUCCAGCAUGCCCCCCCCCCACAUUCACCCCCACUCCCUUUGGCAACCAUUCCCCUUUAAAAGAAGUAGCUACCUCCCAGUAGCUUCAGGGAGGUAGCCGUGUUGGUCUGACGCAGUAGAAAUAUAUAUAAUUAUUUUUUUUAAAUGUCCAGUAGCACCUUAGAGACCAACUAAGUUUGUUCUUGGUGUGAGCUUCCGUGUGCAUGCACACUUCUUCAGAUACCAGAUAUUUCGUGCAUGCACACGAAAGCUCAUACCAAGAACAAACUUAGUUGGUCUCUAAGGUACUUCUGGACUAUUUAUUUAUUUAUUUUAUAUAUUUCUACAUAGUAGCUUGUGUAAUUUCAAGCCGCUGCUAGGCCACUCCUGCCUAGCAGGACCAUGGCUGUAGGUGUUUAGGAUUGCAGCUGAGGCAGCCCAGGGCUUGGUAGUUUCAGUUGACAAGGAUAACAGCUACAAGAAAUGGAUGGAUGGUUGGGUCUAAGAUUGUGGUGGUGGUUGCUGCCAGAUUCCAGGUUUCACAGGUUUCCAGUGCAGCAGGCUAGGGCUGCAGGAAGCUGAAAAUGGGAGUCCCUCACGUUUUAUCUUUUUGCAUUGUGACUGUUCUCAAAAACGGAGUGCCUCUGUUUGUUUGUUUGAUUGUUUUUUAUGAAGUCAACACUGAGAUGGGAGCCCUGGCUUCAGUGGGAAGAAGGUUUAAGUAAUCAAAUGAGGGAAACAGAUGUUGGGGAAGGUGUGGUGUCAAGUGGGGCCUCUUGCUGCAGCUGCUCAGAUCCAAGGUAGCCUUACCAUGAGACCCUGGGCAGUAGAUUCAGGUUAUACCUGAAGACAGCAGAGUGAGAGGUAGCCAGCUGUGAUCCAUGAGAUGCAGUCAGUUGGUAAGUUCUCUCGUAGAAGGAACAGGAAAGGAAGUUUCAGCAGGGCUUGUGCCAGAGGAUUUCCCAGCGAAUUUCAAGUGGGGAGUUCACUUUUGCCAAAACUGGCCCACCAAUUUGGCUGUAUUCAAUUUCAUUGGGAGGGGCAAAGUUCCAAGGUAUGUUUAGUUAUAACUGAGGCUAAGGGUGUGCGGCACAGUGAAUUUUAAGAGCAUUGGUUGUGGUUACUUCUGUUUAUCUCUUAACUAUAACAAUAUCAUCAAGACAAAACAAGCAGGCACCACAUUUUUAAAGCAAAUGCUUACCAAACACACAGGACUAUUUAAUUGUGUAUAACAGUAGUCACUCAGAGUGCACAACCUGCAAAUUGGUCAGGUCCACCAAGGAGGAGACAGGGGACUCCCCUGAGAAGGAGGCUAGUUCACCAACACAGGAGCCAGAUAUAUGGAGAAACGUGACUCAAAGAAGUAGGAGGCCCAGGGUUCGCUCUGAUUGUUUAGAAAUACACAAUCGCUUUGAGGUCCUCUCCCCUAGCAUGGAAGACGAAGAGCAGACUCCAUUUGAGGAUCUCUCCCUCAUUACAGUCGAUCAGGUAUAUGAAGACGAGCAGCAAAGUCAGUCCUCAGGGAAUGUGCAGGCGACCUUGGAGCGGACAGCUCACAGAAGAACCCCGACCAAACCUAAGAGGAGGCGUGUAGUGGUGAUAGGGGAUUCCCUACUGAGGGGACAGAACCAGAGAUCUGUGGGCAUGACAAGAUGUCUCGGGAAGUGUGCUGUCUCCCCGGGGCUAAGAUCCAAGAUGUAACUGAACGACUGCAAGGAAUCAUAAAACCCACUGACAAAUACCCCUUCCUCUUGGUUCAUGUGGGAACCAAUGGCACUGCAAGCAAUAACCUCCAGAAGAUCAAAAGAGACUACGAGGCUCUGGGCAGGAAAUUGAAGCAAUUAAAUGCACAAAUUGUCAUCUCAUCUGUCCUCCCAGUUGAACGACGUGGCCCAGGGAGAGAGGGAAAAAUAGUGGAAGUGAACAGCUGGCUUCGCAAAUGGUGUAAACAGGAACGGUUUGGAUUCUUAGAUCACGGACUCUUGAAGAUGGACUUCUGGCAAGCGAUGGGCUGCACCUCACAACGGUUGGGAGGAAUGUUUUUGCCAAAAAUCUCAGAAACCUCAUCAGGAGGGCUUUAAACUGACUAAUGUGGGGGAGGGAGACAGUGCUCCUGAAGGUAGGAGUCUAUCAAUUGAUGAAGAUGAUCAUCCAAAUGUCAUAGACCAAAUGGAGCAAACAGCACGCAGACCUAGUGGUGGGAGGAAAAAUCCUUAAAUAAGAGACACGGGGAAUGAUUAAUGGACUUCAAUGUCUGUACACUAAUGCGCAAAGCAUGGGAAAUAAACAAGAUGAGCUUGAGCUCUUGGUACAGCAAACUAAAUAUGACAUAAUAGGCAUCACUGAAACCUGGUGGGAUAAGUCCCACGAUUGGAAUGUAAUAAUGGGGGGAUACAAUCUGUUUCAGAGAAACAGACCAGACAAGAAAGGAGGAGGUGUGGCGUUAUAUGUCAGGGAUGUGUAUACCUGUGAAGAGAUCCAAGAUUUAGAACCUCAAAGCCAAAGUGAGAGCAUUUGGGUCAAAAUGAAGGGAGAGAAGAAUAACAGUGACCUCAUUGUGGGAGUUUACUAUAGAUCCCCAAGCCAAACGGAGGACAUAGAUGAUGCCUUCCUGGAACAGAUGGCCAAGCAUGCAAAAGGAAGGGAGAUAGUAGUAAUGGGGACUUCAAUUACCCGGAUAUUUGUUGGAUGUCAAACUCAGCCAAGAGCAUAAGGUCAAACAGAUUCCUCACUGGCUUUGCAGACAACUUCAUUGUCCAGAAAGUGGGAGAAGCAACAAGAGGAACAGCCAUUUUAGAUCUGGUCCUAACCAAUGUUGAUGACCUGGUUAGUGGGGUAGAAGUGGAAGGAUCAUUAGGCGCGAGUGAUCAUGCUCUUCUGAAGUUUACUAUACAGCGGAAAGGAGCAGCCAAGCAUACUAGGAGUCAAUUUCUUGACUUUAAGAAAGCCGACUUCAUAAAACUUAGGGAAGUGCUUGGUGAGAUCCCAUGGACAGUAAUACUAAAAGGAAAGGGAGUUCAUGAUGGCUGGGAGUUUGUUAAGAGGGAGAUAGUAAAAGCACAACGUCAGGCAAUACCAAUGAGACGGAAACAUGGAAGGUGCCUAAAGAAGCCAGGGUGGCUAUCUAAAGAACUUUUAACUGAGUUAAGAUUAAAAAGGAUGUGUACAAAAAUGGAAAAGGGGGAAACCACCAAAGAGGAAUUCAAACAAAUAGCCAGCACGUGUAGACACAAAGUCAGAAAAGCUAAAGCACAGAAUGAACUCAGGCUUGCUAGAGAGGUUAAAAGCAACAAAAAAGGCUUUUAUGGGUAUGUUCAGUAGCAAAAGGAAGAACAAAGAAACAGUGGGGUCACUCAGAGGAGAAGAUGGUGAAAUGCAAACAGGGGACACAGAAAGGGCUGAACUCCUCAAUGCCUUCUUUGCCUCAGUCUUCUCUGAUAAAGAAAACAAUGCCCGACCUGAAGAAUUUGGAGCAAAUGAUUCAGCAAAGGAAACACAGCCCAGAAUAACUAAGGAGAUAGUACAAGAAUACUUGGCUAGUUUAGAUGUAUCCAAGUCUCCAGGGCCAGAUGAACUGCAUCCAAGAGUAUUAAAAGAACUGGCAGAUGUGAUCUCAGAACCACUGGCAGUCAUCUUUGAGAAUUCCUGGAGAACAGGCGAAGUCCCGGCAGACUGGAGGAGGGCAAAUGUUGUCCCUAUUUUCAAAAAGGGGAAAAGAGAGGACCCAAAUAAUUACCGCCCAGUCAGUCUGACAUCAAUACCAGGGAAGAUUCUGGAGCAGAUCAUUAAGCAAACAGUCUGUGAGCACCUAGAAAGGAAUGCUGUGAUCACCAAGAGUCAGCAUGGAUUUCUGAAAAAUAAGUCAUGUCAGACUAACCUGAUCUCGUUUUUUGACAGAAUUACAAGCCUAGUAGAUGAAGGGAACGCAGUGGAUGUAGCCUACCUGGAUUUCAGCGAGGCAUUUGACAAGGUGCCCCAUGAUAUUCUUGUAAAGAAGCUGGUAAAAUGCGGUCUUGACUAUGCUACCACUCAGUGGAUUUGUAACUGGCUGACUGACGGAACCCAAAGGGUGCUCAUCAAUGGUUCCUCUUCAUCCUGGAGAAGAGUGACUAGUGGGGUGCCACAGGGUUCUGUCUUGGGCCCGGUCUUAUUCAACAUCUUUAUCAACGACUUGGAUGAUGGACUCAAGGGCAUCCUGAUCAAAUUUGCAGAUGACACCAAACUGGGAGGGUGGCUAACACCCCAGAGGACAGGAUCACACUUCAAAACGACCUUGACAGAUUAGAGAACUGGGCCAAAACAAACAAGAUGAAUUUUAACAGGGAGAAAUGUAAAGUAUUGCACUUGGGCAAAAAAAAUAUGAGAGGCACAAAUACAAGAUGGGUGACACCUGGCUUGAGAGCAGUACAUGUGAAAAGGAUCUAGGAGUCUUGGUUGACCACAAACUUGACAUGAGCCAACAGUGUGAUGCGGCAGCUAAAAAGCCAAUGCAAUUCUGGGCUGCAUCAAUAGGAGUAUAGCAUCUAGAUCAAGGGAAGUAAUAGUGCCACUGUAUUCUGCUCUGGUCAGACCUCACCUGGAGUACUGUGUCCAGUUCUGGGCACCACAGUUCAAGAAGGACACUGACAAACUGGAACGUGUCCAGAGGAGGGCAACCAAAAUGGUCAAAGGCCUGGAAACGAUGCCUUAUGAGGAACGGCUAAGGGAGCUGGGCAUGUUUAGCCUGGAGAAGAGGAGGUUAAGGGGUGAUAUGAUAGCCAUGUUCAAAUAUAUCAAAGGAUGUCACAUAGAGGAGGGAGAAAGGUUGUUUUCUGCUGCUCCAGAGAAGCGGACACGGAGCAAUGGAUCCAAACUACAAGAAAGAAGAUUCCACCUAAACAUUAGGAAGAACUUCCUGACAGUAAGAGCUGUUUGACAGUGGAAUUUGCUGCCAAGGAGUGUGGUGGAGUCUCCUUCUUUGGAGGUCUUUAAGCAGAGGCUUGACAACCAUAUGUCAGGAGUGCUCUGAUGGUGUUUCCUGCUUGGCAGGGGGUUGGACUCGAUGGCCCUUGUGGUCUCUUCCAACUCUAUGAUUCUAUGAUUCUACGUAAGAGUGAGAAGGCACAGCUGGCAUGGGGGGGUGCUUCUCUAGCCCCAUAGCCAGCCUUAUCAUGAGGGUUCAGGGUGGAUAACAUCAACUUUCCCAACAAGAGAGGUCACCCUUAUUCCCAUUUUACAGGAAUGGGAACUGAGGUAGAAAGGGGGCCACUUGCCCAAGCAGGGAUGCCAACUUGAAUAAAAUAUUGGGGGGACCCAGGUAUGUCCUGCCCCACACAAUCACAUGAUGUGGUGCACACGCAACAUUUGAAUGGCACUGCCUAUCAACUUUGGGGGGUGGGGUUGGCUCCCUCAUAUAUUUUAUUAGGGGAUGAAGGGACCUCGGCCCCUAUGAGUUGGCUCCUAUGUGCCCAAGGCUACCAUACUGAACUGGGAUUUGAAUUCAGGAAUUCUAAGUCUGAGGUGCCAGCUCCUGAACUAUGUUGCCUCCCAGAGGCUCAACAGCUGCCCCAUCCCUCUUAGUCGCCAUUCCUUUUCCAGACCUGGGGAUGGGUUCCCACUUUUUAAAAGAAUGACUUUGUUUCUGCAGCUUUUUAACAGUAGCCUAAAAUUCAAAAAUGGGACGCGGGUGGCGCUGUGGGUUAAACCACAGAGCCUAGGGCUUCCAAUCAGAAGGUCGGCGGUUCGAAUCCCCGUGACGGGGUGAGUUCCCGUUGCUCGGUCCCUGCUCCUGCCAACCUAGCAGUUCGAAAGCACGUCAAAGUGCAAGUAGAUAAAUAGGUACCGCUCCAGCGGGAAGGUAAACAGCGUUUCCGUGCGCUGCUCUGGUUCACCAGAAGCAGCUUAGUCAUGCUGGCCACAUGUCCCGAAAAAACUGUCUGCGGACAAACGCCAGCUCCCUCAGCCAGUAAAGGGAGAUGAGCGCCACAACCCCAGAGUCGGGCACGACUGGACCUAAUGGUCAGGGGUCCCUUUACCUUUACCUUUAAAACUCAAAAAUAUAGCAGCGAUGUUUUUGCUGGCGGAGAAAAGCUUCUCCUGAUAAUUUUUUGUAUGCUAGGCUGCUAUGAAGGCCCCCCACAUUAUGUCUUCAACAGCUGCAUAUUGGGAAGAAUUUCACAUGCUAAAUUUGUCUCUUGUGUAACCAUUAAAGGCAGAGGUGCUCUGACAGGGGGAAAAAGAUAGCAACUCAACUCCCUAAUACAUUAUUUCUGCUCUCAGAGCUGGAGACAGAACUGUUGAAGAUUAAGAUACAGAACCUUUAUCUUCUUUGCAGUGGACCAACUGGCAGCAAAGGAGAGCUUGAAGUCUGUAAUCACAACAAACAUUGAGCAGUUAUUGUGAGCUGUAGCUGGCCUGCUCUGCUCUGAGCACACCUGGUUUUAGUACCUGGGCAGCUGUCCCAACUCCAGGAAAAGGCUCUAGGUUAAAGGCUGCUCUGCACAAUGCGAUGGGACGUCAUGACGUUGCAGCAUGGCACGUGCACACCGGGCACCCACAGUCUGGGGCCCAAGUCAGCGCUGCUGGUGGAGAGAGAGCUUUGGCAUGCGGGAGCACUCAGUCAUGGGGGCCCCCAUCUGCAAGCGAAAGUGGAGCAGGCCAGGUUUACCAGCUGAGUCUGAACCAGCUCUCUGGUUUCUGCUGCUUGCUGUGUCUGUCAUAGUUUAUGGUGAAUAGGGCAGCCACUUCUGCAUUAUCAAAAAGAUACCACAGAUGGAGGAGAAAAGAGUGCAGAUGUGAAUAAAAUAUGAAUAUGCUAAUAUUUAUGUAUAGAUACAAAUGUAAAAAUAAUUACUAUCAGAACAUAAGAGAAGCAGUGUGGGAUAAGACCAAAGGUCCAUCUAGUCCAGCCCUCUGUUCUCAAAGAACUGCCAUCCUACAAUGCAUCCCUCCCUGCUGGAAAAGACUGUGGCCACUGCAACCAGGUAACCUCUGUGCCUGCUAAGGCUGCUGCUGCCCAUGUGCUCUCUGUUGCAUGGGUCUUUAUCUUUAAAAUAGCCCUUCAAAAAGAGGAUGCCUUCCAAUUAAGGACUGUUCUCUAUAAAGUAGAACAUAUCGUCACUUCAGUAGUGAAAACAAAUGAACACUAUUCAUUCUUGUGGGAGAAAAACAGGGUCUAGUAGUUUAGAGCAAAGGAAGGGGUUUGGGACCAGAACUUGUGGGUUUGUUCCAUAGUUAAGACAGAUACUAGGAGUUUGUUAGGCUGUGCCAGUGUGAGAGUAAUUGUGCAUGCAGUGUUUGUAAGAGAGAGAAACUUUGGGCUAUUUAUAGUGUGGGUGUGACAGAUGACAUGGCCUUUGUGUUUUGCGUGCUAGGUGUGGAAAUUCUGGAUUGUGGGUGACUCUUUGGGGGCUGUUCUCCUUGGCCAGUGGUUAAGCCUAUUCAAUCAUGUCAGAUGAGUUUAGCAAGUGCUCACCCAACUAAUAAGAUGCUAGACUGAAGCAAACCUUCCCCAGCACAAACUGCUCAAGCAGGAAUGUCCUACAGCUAGUGACCAAUAGCCCUUCCUGUUCUGUAUCCUGAUCAGCAAGGAGGAGAAGGACCACCCCCUACACCUUGUGACCUGAUCUGUAGCUGCUGCCUUAUGUGGAUUAUAACACAAGGAUUCUGUUGGGUAAGCAAAAGGAGUUCCUUUUGAACACACCAAGCUGAAGGUGGCAGGAAGAGAGGUAUAAAUUAAGAGUUGCAACCAAAGGUGGUCUAAAGUGACUUUUUGGAAGAUGCGGCAGGUCCUGCCUGGGGGGGGGGGUCGGUUCUUAUCUCUCUAGUGAGUCUAUUUCUCUUUUCACACAUGUUUAUAUUGACUUUAACAACUUAGCUUAAUCCCAAGGUUUUGGUGGGAUUUCAGUUGACCUGCAGUUUGAUACGAAGAAAUUAAUGUCCUUCUCUAGCCUGUCUCAGUUCAGUGUAAGGAUGUCCCCUAGGAUUAUUGGUAUAUGAAAACAUUAGUUAUUGCUUGUGGUUUAGCUCUGUGACUUUACAGAGAGAGAAAAGCAUGAGUUGAGGUUCAGUGACACAACAAGCCAGACUCGGUCUUGUUUCAUUUGUGGCAAUCAGAAUAACUUUUGAGCAGCAUUUUGAGCACAUCAAACCAUUAAACUAUGCAAAGCAUUUUGAAUUCUCAAAGUAUUUGAUCAGUGUGAAAUAUUAUUAAUGGUAAGUCACAGAGCUCAGCAUGGAAGAGCAUAAAGCCCUUGUUGGAUCAAACCAGAGGUCCAUCUAGUACAGAAUCCUUUUUCUAACCUGUCCAGCCCAACCCCUUUAGGAAGUCCAUACACUGGACAUGAGGGAGGCAUCUCUCUCUCAUUGUUUGUCACCCAGCAAGCUGGAGCUGCACUGCCUUAAGUGUUGGGUAUUCUGUAUUUAAUAGAGGUUGAUAUGCCCAACUGCCAUAAAUGUAUCCCAUGUUUCUGUCAGAUCUGUGCAUUAUUUAAUAAAUUGCAAGUGGUUAUGUUUCUGGUUCUGCACCUUGAAUAUAUGUCUGUGAUUCUCAAACUGUUUUCUCUGGGCCACACUUUCAGGGUAAAAUUUGCUUGCAUUACACCGUUUUUUUUAUUGAUAAGGGAAAUACAUUGGAAAACUCCUGGCAGUGCUUGAUUUAUAACAUAGAACACAACUACCGUACUUUGUUGUAUGAUCAUGGGACAUCUAGAAAGUAUAAACCAAUGCAGCUACGUCCCCCAUGCCAGUAAUAAGGUCACAUAAUAACCACCUGUCUCCUUGAUCCUUGCCCAUCCUGGCUUAUAAAAGCUAGCCGGGAAGGGCUGGGCGAUGGGCUUCGUGGGGUCGUGAAUGCUUCUCUCUGUGAGGGAGCCUUCCCAGACCUGCUGAAAGAGGCGGUUAUUAAACCGCUUCUUUAAAAACCAUCUUUAGAUGCGGCCACGAUGGCCAACUAUCGCCCAGUCUCAAAUCUUCCAUUCUUGGGCAAGGUGAUUGAGCGAGUGGUUGCUGAACAACUCCAGGCACGCCUGGAAGAAGCGGACCAUUUGGAUCCCUUCCAGUCGGGAUUCAGGCCUCAUCACGGGACUGAAACUGCCUUGGUCGCACUGGUUGAUGAUCUCUGGCGGGCUAGGGACAAAGGUGAAAGCUGUUUCCUAGUUCUGCUGGAUCUCUCAGCGGCGUUUGAUACCAUCGACCAUAACAUCCUUCUGGACCGUCUUGAGGGGCUGGGAGCUGGGGGCACUGUCAUACAGUGGUUCCGCUCCUUCCUCCUGGGCCGUGUUCAGAAAGUGGUGGUGGGGAUGAGUGUUCAGACCCCUGGGCUCUCACUUGUGGGGUGCAUCAGGGUUCUGUCCUCUCACCAAUGCUUUUCAACAUCUACAUGCAGCCACUGGGAGAGAUCAUCAGGGGGUUUGGGCUGGGUGUUCAUCAGUAUGCGGAUGAUACCCAGCUCUACCUCUCUUUCAAAUCGGAACCAGUGAAGGCGGUGAUGGUCCUGUGUGAGUGUCUGGAGGCGGUUGGAGGAUGGAUGGUGGCUAACAGAUUGAGAUUGAAUCCUGACAAGACAGAAGUACUGUUUCUGGGGGACAGGAGGCGGGCAGGUGUGGAGGAUUCCCUGGUCCUGAAUGGGGUAACUGUGCCCCUGAAGGACCAGGUGCGCAGCCUGGGAGUCAUUUUGGACUCACAGCUGUCCGUGGAGGCACAGGUCAAAUCUGUGUCCAGGGCAGCUGUUUACCAGCUCCAUCUGGUACGUAGGCUGAGACCCUAUCUGCCUGCGGACUGCCUCGCCAGAGUGGUGCAUGCUCUGGUUAUCUCCCGCUUGGACUACUGCAAUGCGCUCUACCUUUGAAGGUGACCCGGAAACUACAACUAAUCCAGAACGCAGCAGCCAGACUGGUGACUGGGAGCGGCCGCCGAGACCAUAUAACACCGGUCUUGAAAGACCUACAUUGGCUCCCAGUACGUUUCCGAGCACAAUUCAAAGUGUUGGUGCUGACCUUUAAAGCCCUAAACGGCCUCGGUCCAGUAUACCUGAAGGAGCAUCUCCACCCCCAUCGUUCUACCCGGACACUGAGGUCCAGCACCGAGGGCCUUCUGGCGGUUCCCUCAGUGCGAGAAGCCAAGUUACAGGGAACCAGGCAGAGGGCCUUCUCGGUAGUGGCGCCCUCCCUGUGGAACGCCCUCCCACCAGAUGUCAAAGAGAACAACAACUACCAGACUUUUAGAAGACAUCUGAAGGCAGCCCUGUUUAGGGAAGCUUUUAAUGUUUGAUGUAUCACAGUAUUUUAAUAUUCUUUUGGAAGCCGCCCAGAGUGGCUGGGGAAACCCAGCCAGAUGGGCGGGGUAUAAAUAAUAAAUUAUUAUUAUUAUUAUUAUUAUUAUUAUUAUUAUUAUUAUUUAAGGUAAAGGUAUAUAUAAUUAUAAAGGAGCCUCUCACUUAAGCAGUGCUUUUUUCUGGAGGUACUCCGCUUUUGCUGGGUAAAUAUGUUUACGUAUAUUAGGUCUAAUUUGAGGCAAACAAAUUCUCAUCUCCUCAUCAACACAAAUAAGCCUUUUUCUUUUCUGAUCUUUCAUAUUUGUCAGAGUUGAAAAUUCCUGUUUGCAACAGUAUGUCAUGGUGAACUGUAGAAGAAUAGACAAAGCCCUCUCUUCAAACGGCAAUUCUGGGUCACAACUAGGAUUGUCCUCAGUAUCACUUGAUGCUUUUGCUCUCAUUUUGAAAAAAAUGUCAAUCCAUAUUCUAAAUAAUAUCUAUAUCUAUAUCUAUAUCUAUAUCUAUAUCUAUAUCUAUAUCUAUAUCUGUAUCUAUAUAUUGAUACUAUGUGUUCAGUGUUUUAAUUUGUUGGAAGCUGCCCAGAACGGUUCAGACAACUCAGUCAGAUGGGUGACAAACAAACAAACAAUUUGUCCUUGAAUCGUCCUGCCACACUUGUCAUCCUCUCCUACCACACCAAUGUGACGUGCCACAUCCUUUGAGAACCACUGAUACAGAUUUUGAUGCUUUAUUGGAAUAUACAGUGGAGUACGAUCAGUGAGAUGCCUUUGCAUUGACUCUCCUGACAAUAGCACAGUUUGUGCCUUUUAUAUUUUGUUGCACAUAUUGUUGAUGCAUCAGUGAAAUAUGCAGCUUUAGAUAUUUGUGUGUGUGGUUUGUUAGUAAGACUCUGCUGUUGGUUGAGUCAAUGUGUGCGUUUUUUUAAUGUUACCAUGUGUCUGUCAGAAGGCAUGCGCCUGCCUAUGCUCGUGAACAUGUGUCAGUGUUUGUAUUGGCACCGGUAUGGGGGGUGAGGAUAAUAUCCCUAGACACACCAGGACUGACUAUCCCCGACAUGUGCUCACUCCCAUAGCCAAUGUGACUUGAGAGGAGUUGUGAUUAUAAUCUUGACUCCAGCAGCAAUUGGAAUGGCAAAAAGAGUUAAUUGGCAUCGAAAUGUUAUUUAUCGAGCAGCAUAACACCCCUCUCUCUUUUCUGGAGCCUUUCUGUGAGAUAGCUAUUUUGGAGCUGUUGCCAUGACAAUGGGCAGGCAUGCAACAAUUAUGGCGACUCCAAAUUGCUGUUCUAUUUAGGGGUGACAUUUGGGAGGGGUUCUACAGCCAGGUAACGUCUGCUAAAAUAGAGAAAUAAAAAAACCACCACCCUGUGUUUUGACUCCAGGAUCCCCUUCUUAAGGGGGUCGACCUUGAGCUUAGGCAUAAAAAGCAGGAGACUUGGCUCCCAGUUUCCACUCAAUUGCUAUCUCUUCACACAUGCUGGGAAACUGUAGGUGGGAGUGGAAGUUCCCUUUUCUCAAGGGGCAUUGGAUCUGCAGCCUCUGCACUGGCCGCAAAUCCAGGGUUUCCCAACCUCCCCUCUCAUAUGUCAGCUGCUUUGUGUGUGCCAGAAUGGGGUGUGUGUGUGUAAGACAUAAAGUGUCUACUUCAUGGACAAGCUACAGCCUCAUCUGUAUUGCAGAAAUAAAUGAAGAAUUCAAUUUGUACAGAGAGAAUUCUCUCCCUCUGCUCACAGAAACGUGCUUAUCCUCCCAUAGUCCAGCCUCAUGUGGGAGGGGUGUCUCUGUACUUCUGGGCCGCUCUUUCCACAAAUCCAGGCUGCACACCCUCCCUUUUAAAGCUUUUGAGCAUCUCAACUCCCAUAACAUCACUAUGAUGAUGAUGGUACCCAUCUUCUUCCUUGCAGCAGCCAUAGCAACCCAGCAUCUCACCCCCUCCGCUCAUCCCCAUGGCAACCACAUCCAAGGCCUGCUCUGCUUCAUCAAUAAUUUCCUAGCUGUGUUGCUGUUGUUGUCAGUUGUUUGAGGAUGGGGAACAAGGUGGGAGGGCAGUUGCAGUUCAGCCACAGAAAAGAAGGAAAGAUAUAGUCUGUCUGCAUUACAUGCAAGUGGGGUGCAAGGGGUGUGUGCAGAGAGAGGGGAUUGCAGUAGUUUGAGGGUUCACUCUGCUCACUGUUUAUAUAUUUGCAUAAGGCAGAGAGAGCAUUGCUUGUACAUGAACACUUUAUCUUUGCAGGUUAUUUUACAGUUUAUGUUUUUGAAAUUUGUUUAAGGAUUGUGUGUUGGAUGUGUGUUAUGGCACACUUGCAUGUUCCAGGAUUUAUUUAUAGCCUUGUAAGACUGGAUAGAUGGGGCAAUGCUCAAAAGGUGCUCACAACAGGAAAAUAUGUUUUUCAACAAGCCAAUCCUAUCUGACUUCUCAGAAGUAAGUCCCACUGAACUCAAUGGGGCUUGCUCCCAAGUAAGUAUGUAUAGGAUUGCAGCUUCCAUCUGAUAAGCUGUAUAUUGUCAAUGAUUAAUAAUCUGGUCUUAGGGUUGUAGGAGUGAUAGCUUAGGUGUUUGUGUUGUAAACAUGGGUAAAUGCAAUAUUGAUCUGAAUGUUUUUAUCACUUUGUAUAUGUAUGUACAUAAACAAUUAUAUAGGCACGACUGUUUGACCCACCCCCGAUACUUGUAACUGCCUGUCAGUGUUUCUUCGCUCAUAUGUAUGAACAGUAUGCAAUCUUGCUUAUGUUCAUGCUUCUCUGUGUGCGCAUGGGAAUGACUGAAGGCUUGUGAGUCUUAGAGAGUUUUCUGAGUUGUUUUCGUGCUGCUUCCUCAUUGUGUGUGUGUGUAGGUAGGUAAGGUUCCAUACUCACAAAGACACACAAGAUUUGGGCCAGGAGUGGACCUAUGUGAGUGUCUUUUAUACAGUAGUAGCACCCACACAGCUGAAGAGAGUACAUACAUAGAGUGUAUGUGCACCUAGACAUAACUGUUGAUCAGUGAAUAUAUUUGUGUCUCCUCUCUCUCUCUCUCUCUCUCUCUCUCUCUCUCUGUGUGUGUGUGUGUGUUACAUGUGUCAUAGAUGCAUGCUUCUGUAUGCAUAGGCGAACAGGUUUGUUCAUUUCCCCCCAGCAUUUUGAGUUCAUCUCAUGUAACCACAUAAAUAAGUGCAUGUUAGCUGUGUGAUUAGGCAGUUUAUUCAGGACAAACAGAGGACAGUAUUUCUUCAUGUGACACUUAACCAGCUUGUGGAAAUUUUUGUUACAAGACAUGGUGAUGGUUAGUAGCUUAUGUUUCUUCCCCACUGUAAUAGCUAUGCUUUGUUCAUUCACUUAUGGGGCAACAUUGUCAUCAAAUUGUAGUUCUCUGUGUGUGCAUAUUUUAAUGAAUUUUUAAUUUUUUUAAGAAGAUCCUGAAAUAUUCAGGUGAUUUGACCCUUCCCUGCUUAUGCAGCUAUGUCAUGUCUGCUUAGGUGGAUUGACAAUAACAGGAUGUAGAAAUGUAAAAGAAUGUUACACCCCCAUAAAAUGUGGGAUUGCAAUUCCUCAUGUAACUUACAGCAGGAGAGUGAUGAUUGGGCAGCACUAGGAGUUAUCAGCCUGUCUUGGGAAUAUAUGGAGAUUAGAACUGUCAAUGACAAUAAGCCAUGAAGGGUACAUGGAACCUCCAAUAUCCUGGAAUAUUUAAUAUUACAUGUACAAAUGAAGUGUACUUGCCACCUGACCGGGUGGGCGGGUGGGGACAUUUUAGUCAUGGAACAUUUUACUUUUAUUUUAUUUUGUUUUUGAGCCAGCUGCUGAGGAAGGAAGGAGCAUGGCCAUUCCCCCCCCCCUUUAUCUAAGCCUUGAAAAUAAAAACAAUAAAAUUUUUGCACUGUAGAUGACUAGAUAGCAUUUGUGUAGGGCUCUGCCUCCUGUUUCCACUACACAACCCUCCCUGACACAACCCUCCCACAACCCUCCUCAAGCCCCACCACAGUUAGCAGAAUGUUUGAUUUCAGCAGCUGGAAGCCGUGAGUCAGGGGAGGGCAGUUACCUUUUCAUUUCCUGCUUGUGGACUUUCUGCAGAGGCAAAUGGGCUGGCUGCUGCUGAAAAGAAGGAUGCUGGUCUAGUUGACUCUGUGGUCUGGAUUAGCCUAGGCUGUUCUCUGCAGGAUGGUUUCCUUGGCAUAGUAUUCCAGAUUAUUUCUUUCCCCCACCCCCACGCCCCAAGAUUGAAGCUUGUCAGGCUACCUCUUCAACCCUCUCCCCAUCAUCUCCCUGGUGUGAAUAAGGUGGCAUUAAAUGAAUGAGAAAGGGAAAAUAAGCUCAGCACAUAGUCUUGGCUUGGAAGGUUAUCUGUUGAAGUGUAUGACCUAUGACCUCCAAUUUACCAUUUUGCCAAAAAUGUUGGCAUGAUUUGAGAAUUAAACAGUGCCCUGUCUGAGGGUGCUCCCUCACCCCAGACAUUUUGGUGCUUGAGGAAGACAACCUAAAUUGCAACUUCCCUUUCACACACAUUCACAGGGAGUGCAUUCUCCACUUUCCCCCUUCUGGGGAAGUAAUCCCGCACAAGAACAAGUGUUGUGCAAAUGCACUGUCAGGGCUUCCUGCAGGGGAUGUGGGCCCCAUGGGUCAGAUCUGUCUGCCUGUUGCUUUUUUGGGGUCUCAAAAUUUGCCCCCUGAGACCGCUGUCGACCAUAUCUCCCCCCUAAUUAGCUGCUCGUGUAUCUUCCCCCUCCCAUCACCACUUGCUUUCUACAGUUGGCAAUAGGAUAGCAGUUCAAGGCCUGACUACCACAGAGCUAUAUGACAGGCAGAAAUUCAGCAGGUGCAGUGUCUCCCAAUGAAACAAGAUGCAACAAAACAAAGCUUAAGACUGCUAAAGAGAACUGCAGUUCAGAUUGCUUGGGCUAUACUUUUCCUUGGUAAGACUGCCAUCUUUUUUGUGCCUCUCCCUUUUGUAGCAGCCUGACAGGUAAAAAUUUAGCAUGCAGAGCUUUUCCUGCACCAGGAGAAAACAUCAAUCUGCUUAAAGACCUCCAAAGAAGGAGACUCCACCACACUCCUUGGCAGCAAAUUCCACUGUCGAACAGCUCUUACUGUCAGGAAGUUCUUCCUAAUGUUUAGGUGGAAUCUUCUUUCUUGUAGUUUGUAGUGAGGACCUUCAAGGAAUUUAGACACAUUCUUGAAGGAUAAGGCUAUCAGUGGCUACUAGGUAUGAUGGCUAUGUAUUAUUUCUGGUAACAAAGGCAGUAUGCUGGUGAGGUGGGAAGCAGAAGAGUGUGCUAUAGGCUCUUGUCUGGCUUGUGGUACUGGUUAGCCAUUGUGGUAAACAGGAUGCUAUCUAUACUAGAAAGGCCAUUGGUCUGAUCCAGUGCAGCUUUCUUAAGCUAUUACAGUGGAGAAGCCUAUAUUUCUGGAAGAUGUCCCUGUGGAUGUGCAAAGUGAAUUUUUAAACCACCAGGCCUUUGGCUGAAUUAACAUCCAGUACCCCUUAAAUGUGUUGUGGGAGGGGGUGGGGUUAUUGGUUUGAUUUUGUUCUUGCUUUUGUUAUAUAUUUUGUGCUUUUUAAAUCUUGUACUUUUAUGCUGUGAACUGCCCUGAGAUCUAUGGAUGAAGGACGGUAUACAAAUUUAAUUAAUUAAUAAUAAUAAUAAUCACCCUGCCAGAGCUUUCCAUAGCGGGUUAAGGGACCUGGCAGCCACCAGCUAGACAGGCGGGCAUUUACUCUUUUUUAGAAACUGUCCUAGCUGAGCAUAAAACAACUAGGGGUUUUUAAUGCCCAGCCGGAAUCCUCAUCCCAGGAAAGAGAGAGAGAGCGAACCAAGGGGGGGGGGGGGUCACCAAAUCCCGAAGCCCGGCUCCUCCCUGGCCCCGCCCGCCGGAGCAGCGCGGAGUUGAAGGGGCUCCUUCGCCCCCAUCGCGGAGCCGGCGCGCCUGGCGGAAGCGGGGCCCGCCCGUCUGGGGGUCCGGGAGGCGGCGCCCCUCGGGGCCGGCAAGGAGGGCGGGCCUGGCGGCGCAGGCUCCUCCUCGGCUUGGCGCGCCGCACGAAGGCAGGCAGGCAGGCAGGCAGGGAUGGAGGAGCGGCGGCGGCGCUGCUCGGGGGCUCCGAGGAACCGCGGCGGCGGCUGAGACCCCGCGGCGCUUGCCCGCCUGCCCGCCCGCCGGUCGGCCGGACCGGCCAUGUGGUGCCUGCAAUGCUCGUCCGAGCGCCGCCCGGGGCAGCUGCAGCACAAGCUCCUGCGCGGGUGAGUGCGCCCCCCGCCCCCCCGGCCCCCGCCUCGCCCGGGCUGCGCGGGUGCUGAACUAGCGCGGGGAAUAUUGCAGCCGGCAGAGAAAUGCCGCCGCCUCUCUCUCCCCCCCCCCCCCAUAUCAGUCCUCUUCGUCAGGGAACUCCCCGCUCCCCAUCUGCUUUUUCCUUCAGCGGAUUAAAUGUUGCGCGCGGGGGGGGCGGGUUCUCCGAUACCCCAUUGGGUGAUGCCCCUUUCGUAGCCUCACAUCCCCCCCCUCACAAUUUCUCAGAUUUUAAAAUUUCUUAAAUUAUCUUAGAAGGAAACCUUUCUGAUGUCUCAUACGGGUCUCCCACAUAAUUUCUCCUUACCAUCCCUCCCCCAUUUAUUCUGCAGGAAUCCCCUUAUCCCCUCCUGCCUUCCUUACCAGUAGCAGGAGCCACACGCCCCAAAGAUGCCCCUUGGACAGGAAUGCCCCUUGCCCCCCUGCACUCACCCCCCCAACUCAGUGGCUGACCCGCACACUGUGCACAUCAUCUGUUUGGAACAGCCUGCCUUCUUUCCUCCGGAUUUCCCUUGGGUUUCUCAGCAGACAAAGGAACAUUGAGACUAUUGCUGGGGGGCUGCCCCGCAACCUCAGCCUGCCCUUGGCCAGCCCCCGCCUGCCUGCCCCUCUGCCAUCAGGCCUGGUUGCCCCCCCUCUUGUCACCCUGGUAGAACUCCGCAGGAGGGUGGAUGGGGACAAACCCACACUGAAUUGGCUCCUCCUGUUGCUGGCUCUGGUUCCACCUCCUUGCCUCCUGCCUUGGCAAUCCCAGCAGGAACAGUUAGCGCUGGAAGUUACCUUAUACUGGAUCAAACCACCUUGCUCUGUUGACUUGUAGUGACAACCGAGGACCUUUCCCAGCCCUUCCUGGAGCUGCUAAGGAUUGAAGCUGGGGCCUUUUGCUAAGCCAAGGUUUGGUUUAGUGUCUCAUGAGAACCAAGGCGGUGCAGUGCAGUAGUGGUUAACAUGUUGGACUACGACCAGAGGGAUCAGGGUUCAAAUCCUUACCCAGGCAUGAAGUUCAUUGGCUUUGUCUUGAGCCAAGACACUAUCUCUCAGUCUAGCCUACCUCACAAGGUUACUGUGAAGAUGAAAUGAAGAGGGGGAGAACCACUUGUGCCCCCUUGAGCUCCUUGGAGGAAAGGUGGGAUAUAAAAAUAAUAACAAAAACAUCAGUCAGUCCCUCAACUCUCCACAGGUCACGUCUUUGAAUGCCUUUUGCAAACAUCCACAGGCUUCCUUUCCAUUUCUUUUUAGCUCCAUUGCUGGGCUUGGCCUCCCUUUGGCCUUCAGGCCUUGCGCUCAGGCUAGGUUGUGAUGUGGGCCUCCCUCCUUUUAGUUAGUUAAUAUUAAUUGUAUGAGCGAAUUGGUCCUCACUCUGGGUUCCAAGAUAUAAGGAAGAAUGUUUGAAGACCUCACACCUGGAUGAGAUCCCAACUUUGACCGUGAAGGGAGAAACAGAUUUGGGUGGAGAAGUUAAAUUCUAAAGCACUACAGCAGUCAUGAAAUAGGUUUCAUCUUUGUCCCAAUUGAGUUCCCCCACCCCACCUUCACAGCUGUGAUACCACCUACCAUCACAAUCUCUUACUAUGCAUUAAUUAAUCUGGAAUGACAGCUGUACCUUCCUCUGUACACACAAUCGCCAACAUGGAUUUGGGUCCCUUACUUUGCAGGGAUAACAUUUUGGCAUGUCUCUGCUUGUAGACAACUUUCCGCUUCUAAACUCAACAUUGCGUCUGGCCAUGUGGUGGUGUGAAUCCUUACAUUAUGCAGUCAGCAGUGGCAGCGCUUAUUUCAGGUGGAACUCGCCAGAACUGCAACCCGGCAUCUCUCUGCUGGGCCCCGGAACUGGGGGAGGGACCUGACCAGCCUGAGCAAAGCCCAGCUGCCCCUCCGGCACGUGAGGAGACCCCCCUGGGGCUCCAGAGAGGGGCAGGUGAGCUGGAGGGGCAGCAGGGCUUUGCUGAGGCUCCUCAGCCUCCCAGCUAACAGCUGGCAUGCAGGAGAGCCUCACCUCAGCCCAGGAAGCCCCCUUGUUGCUCCAGGUCACCUGAGAGGGCAAACUGCUCAGCUGAAGUGUGGGGCAUCUGCGUGCCACCAGCCCCCCGACAGAGGCGGCCUCUGGUUCCCUCUUGGGGCUCUGGGGUGGGUCUUCUGAGGAAGUUGCGUUCCAGACCCUUUUUGUGUAGAAAAAAAGCACUGAGUAGUAGGGACAUUUUAAAAUGUCUCUGUCCACAUGACUGAACUUUGCCAACUACAGACUUUCCUCAUGGUUGCAGUGUAAUCCCCCACCCUUAAUCUGGUGACAAAUGUGGUGGUCAUACUUGUAAGAAGAGUGCAUGUACAAGUAUGCCAAAAUUUAGCAGAAAUACAGUGGAAAAAAUCAGGAUGUGGGUUUGGGUGUGGCUUCCUAAAAAUCCUAACCUUCAUAAGGGGGUGGGAAAACAAUCUAGUCCUCAUGUUUGUGAAGAUUUGGCAGUUUCUGUUUAUAUUUUGACUAUGUAUUUUGUGGUUUUAUAUUGUAAUUUUAUUUUACCUGCAGGUAUAGGGCAGAAUUAAUAAUAAUAAUAAUAAUAAUAAUAAUAAUAAUAGCAGCAUCCUUGAAGCGUGUUGGGAGUGCUUGCUGAAAUCAGAAACCAGAGGCGUGGUUGAAUAUAAAUCCCAGGAGUGACAUUAUAGCUCCUAUAUAGUCCCUUGCCCCUCCCCUAGCAAAAACAGUAUAAAUAGGAAUAAUAGGAAUAAUAAAUAGCAAAAACAGGAAUAAAAUUACAGAAUUCAGCUUUUGAUGUUCAAGAGUUUGAGUUAUAUUGACAAAGAAUAUGUGUAGCCCUUCUCAUAAGUAUUAUUAUUAUUUAUUGAAUUUGUAUACUGUCCUUCAUCCUAAGAUCUCAACAUAAAAAUACAAAAUGAGAACACUAAAUACAUAAUAUGUAAUCAGACAAAACCAAACCAAAUAACUGCCCUCUUAGGACCACAUUUUAAAAGCCAUAGAAUGUUAAUCACAGCUAAAGGCCUGGUUAUAGAGAAACGUUUUUCCUGGUGCCUAAAGGUGAACCUCCCUGGGGAGAACCUUCCACAAGUGGGGAGCCACUGCAGAAAAGGCCCUUCUCAUGUUGCCACCCCCUGGACUUCUCAUGGAGGCGGCACACGAAGAAGGGCCUCAGGUAAUGAUCACAAGGUCCAGGUCAGUUCAUAUGGAGAGAGGCAGUCUUUGAGGUAUAGCCGCCCCAAGCUGAUUUAUAGGUCAUAACCAGAACUUUGAAUUGGGCCCACAAGCUAAUUGAUAUCCAGUGCAGUUGGGCCAGGAUUGGUGUAAUAUGGUUCAAACCAUUUUGCCCCCAGGGAGCAACCUAACCACUGAAUUCUGCACCAGCUGAAGCUUCCAAAUCAUCUUCAGGGUACUGACCUACAUCUAAUUCAUUGCAGUAAUUCAGCCUAGAGGUUACCAGAGCAUAGACAACAAAAGUUAGGCUAUCCCUGUCCAGAUAGGGGCACAGCUGGGCCACCAGCCAAAGCUGAUGGAAGGCAAACUGUUUCUCUCUCUCUCUCUCUCUUUCUCUCUUUCUUUCUACAAAACAAACUUUGCUUGUUUCUUUUAAUUAUAUUUUUAAAUAGAUGAAAAAUAAACCUAGUGUUCUACAAGAAAUUCAAAUAAAAUAUUGGAAAUUGAGAUUAUAUAUGCAAAAUAAUUAAAAACUCUAGUGAGGAAUUGUUUUGGCAAAGCCUCUGAGCAGUUUUAACCUAGCUCCGCUUCUGCCCCUCUUCAGCAGUUGUGCCUGACUUCAGAGGAGAGGAGGUUGUCUUUGUGAUCAUUUGUUUUUCACUCUAUUUGUCUGAGGCAGCUGUUUCACAGUUACAGAAUGCAAUCCAGGCAUCCACUGACAAGACACCUGUUGCAAGAAGAUCUCCUUUUCCCAGCAUGCAAGCCACAAUUCUGGGGAAAUGCAAUUUUAUCUAUCCCCAGCAAAUGCACCUGUAGCGGGUGUAGAAUGCAACGUGGAAUUUGAUUGCUUAAAUGUCACCUUGCAUUUCUUAUUACUUUGCGUAAAGACCCAAUGUCCUAUUGCAUCAUUUUGUUUCCCAACAUCAUUUUAAAAAGUCUUGAGAAGUUUGAAUGUUUCCUGUUUUAUAAUGGAUAUCUCAUGCAAUAUAACGAAAAAGGUGAACCCCACAAGGCUGCCUUGCAGCAGAGCAUGGGCGUAGCCAAGGGGGGGGGCAGGGGGCAGCUGCCCCCCUAGAUCAAGUAAAGCAAUAGAAAUACUUAACUAACUGACCAAUCACAUCAGUUCUGCCCCCCUAGCAAAAGCCCCACCUCCUCCAACAAAAGUCCUGCCCCUCCCCACAGAGAUUCUGGCUGUGCCCCUGCAGCAGAGAGCCCCAUAUUUUGGUACACUUCUUCAUUACCAUUUUUUCAAAUGGCAGCAAAUAUUCAGUUGUCCCACUGAUCAAAAGUAUGCCCCCCCCCCCCCGGAACCAUACACUAUUUGGGGUAAAGUUGGUUCUGAAUCUAGGCUGGCAAAAUAAAAUAGGGGUUUUAUUGCUGCCUGGAAAGGCUCUAAGAGAGACCAUGUGAUUUGGGAAGGGCAGCACUGGCAAGAGUUUAUAAAUUCCAGCAUGGCACCCUAUUAGCAGGUGUGAUCGGAAGCUCAAGGAGGGGCAGCAAGGGGAGCCAAGAUGCUGCUUCCCCCCCCCCCCCGCUGCAUCCCUUAGCAAUAGAACAAGGAAGUCGACCUGACAAAUGGCAUUCCAUCUCAUCUCCAAGGGAAAUUGUCAUGCCUGGAGCCCAGCCAUAUGGAAUUUCAACUCUCAGCAAGAUGCAGCCGCUUCCAGGGUGGACUGCAGCAGUAGCAGCUGAUGUCUCUCAGCCCCAUAACAUUUGAAGACAAGGAAGUAAAGGAACGUUCUGUUUCUGGUUGGGAACCUUUGUGGGGUGGGGGAGAAAAGGAAGCAUAUUUAAAGGACCAGAGGAUUGAAAUCCCUUUAGCUGGGAUGCAGCCCGGAAAUCUGGUAGAAAAGAGUGUGGCUUGAAUAUGUUGAAAUGUGAAGGUGUAUUGAGGCAGGAUGUGCUGGACCCUGGUGCUAAUGACAAGGAAGUGUCUUUUCUUUCUCCGGCUUUGACCAGGAGAAGACAGAGAAGGGCUCUGCUGAGAUUUGAACUUGCAGCUGCCCAGCGUACCAGAGUUCCAAGCUUCUGUUUCAGCUGGUGACAAAGGCUUAACAAGGAGGGAAAGAGGAGCCCUUGCCUCUACCGCUUUCUGUUCUGUUCCUUGGUCUCUGGCACAGUCCAAACUCACCAUUGUUUGGGGGUCAGGAUGGAGGCUGUGAUGUUACAUUGCCUGCUGGCACCUUGUACAUUCUCUUUGGUUUCCACGAUGGUAUGUGUUUUUUACCUUCUCUGUAGUAUAUUUUGCUCUGUACUCUCUUUGUUGGACACUCACUAUCAUUCCUCUAGAUUUCUUGGGAGUUUGUGGGGCUUUUUUUUUUUGUAUGUGUGAGUUAUUUUUACGAAACAAAGUAAUAUUGUUCAUAUUGCAAAACUUAAAUCAUUUUGUUUUUUAAAGCAUUCUCUCUCUGUGUGUGUUUAUCAAAAUGAUGUACAGUGGAACCUUAGUUCUCGAACUUAAUCCAUUCCGGAAGUCCGUUCGACUCCUGAAACCAUUCGAAAAGCAAGGCACAGCUUCUGAUUGGCUGCAAAAGCUUCCUGCGCUCAAGCGAAAGCUGCUGACCUUCUGGGUUUUUGGCGUUCAGGAGCCGAUUUGUUCAUCAACUAAACCGUUUGAGAAGCAAGGUACCACUGUAUGUAGCACACCUACCACAGGAAAACAUUUUUUUUCUUUUGAGCAACAUUGGACUGUUAACCCACACUCUUGUGAUUUUCUACAGUGUGCUACAUGUCCAUUGUCCUUUUUCCUCACAAUGGUCAAUGAAUCUUGUGCAACACUUUCUCUACCCCCCCCCAGUCUGUUGUGUGUCCAGGAAAGCUUUUCUUGAUAAUGCUGGCACAUCAUGCUUAUAAUUAUUUAUUGCAUAUGAUGCUUGCUGCUGAGCUUUCUGAUAGCAUACUGCAUGCUUCACAGGGUUUUCACAAUGACAGUUGUGCAUAUUUCCUGUGAAUCUCUCUCUCUCCUCAAUCUGCACCUCAUUCACCAGGGUUCAGUUAGUGAAUGCAAAAUCUGAACUAAAUUCAUUCUCUGGUAAUCUCUCGGUCUCUGCUUUUCUCCACCCCCCAUCUGGCACGUAUAUUCUUUAUGCUCUCUAGCCUCUCAAGACUUAAGAAGACCUCAGGGAGCAAUUUGGCCUCUUCUUAUGUAUUUUCUCUCUCCCUCUCUCUGUGGAAUCAGCUAACCCAUUAUUCUCCUAUGAGCUGGAGACCUGGCAGAUGUAAUAAUGCCUGUGUGUGGCAGAAAGCAGUUGUGGGGAAAAGGGGCCCUUGGUGAGUGUGUGUCAGUUUGAGGCCCCUCAGUUCCCAGGGUAGUUAAUCGUAGCGGCUGUGGGCGGCCCACCCUUUAUGGCUAGGGCUUAAUAGGACCCCAACUGGGCUGCUCCCUUUGAUGCUGGUUGAUGACUAUCAAACAAAACAAGAAAACUGUCCUUUUACGGCCUUUCUCCUGAAUAUCUUUUAAGUCUGGAAAUGGGAAGGGCCAGAAAUAUAAUUAAAGAACUAAUCUGGGACAUAGAAUUCCAAAAUGAUUGUAACCGAUCUUCUAAAAUCUAUAAAUCUCUACAUGAACCUCAUCCCACAAAUUACUUAAGUGCAGUGGAUAACCCUAUACAUCAUUGGGGUUUUUCCAGAGCCCGUUUUAAUGUUCUCCCUUCAAUAAUAAUAAUAAUAACAAUAAUAAAUUUAUUUAUACCCCGCCCAUCUGGCUGGGCUUCCCCAGCCACUCUGGGCAGCUUCCAACAAGAUAUUAAAAUACAGUAAUGCAUCAAACAUUAAAAGCUUCCCUAAGUAGUGCCCUCAGUACUAGGUUGAGGGCAGAUAUCAUGACAUCCCAAUUGAACAAAGUUUAUGCCCAUGCAACUCUAAUGAGAUUGAAUCCAUUGGGCACGUUCUUCUAUACUGCCCAUUGUACUGUGAUACCUGAAGAGAGCUUAUUUUACCAUUGUUAAGGAAAUUACCUGGCUGCUCAGAGGAAACUUAAGUUAAAUACCUUCUUGUCGAUAAAGAUCUGGCUAUCAUUAGGACUGUUGCGAAAUUCUGUUUUAUGGCAACUAGGACAAGACAGGCCGCGGUGGCAGUCAUGACUGGCGAGUGAGUACUGAUUUUAAUCUAUGGAAUACAGAUUUUAGCUGAAGGAGUGUUAUUUUUAGUGUAAAUAAGCUUAUAGGGAAUAGUUAAUUACAUCCACUUCUUCAUGUGAGUGUGGUAUAUGAUGCUGCUGUUGUUGUUGUUAACUUUGCUGUCUGGUUUUUGACCGUAAUAAAGAUUGCUUGCUUGCUUGAUUUCUGAGAUAUGCUCAUCAUCUUUCUUUGUGUGGGUAUUGGUAUAGCCAUGUGGCUUGUGUUAGGUGUUCCCAGAAUCCUUUACUGUGUGCUGGAAUUCUGGAGUAGGAUUCCAGGGUUCCUGAACAGUGAAAAGUUUGAAAUCAUUGCCGCAGAGCAUGACAGAGUUCUGCAUUUGCCGAAGUUAAGAGGCAUUCCGCCUUCUUUCUUACACACAGAAGAGGAUGCCACAUCUAAGAUACUGCAACUGUUCGUGCAUCUUCUAAGAACAAAGUAUGCUUCUUGCAUCUUCUCUGUGUUAGAGAGGUCUACAUAACCUGUGACCCAUUGCCUUAUAUGGCAGCGCACCAGAGACUCAAAAAACUGGUUGUUUGCCUGCUGGGACUGCAGAAGCAGGGAGUUGAUAAGAACCUCACAAGUCACUGUUUGUGGCUGAUGGGCUGUGCUGAAUUUGGUGGCUCAUAAGUUUUAGAAUUGAGUAAGUGUGCUUUUUAUUAGCUCAGGUAUGGCUUCUUAAGCAGGAUGUACAUGUGUGUGCUUUGCCACCCAAGGCUUCGUUAAUUAAAAAGGAAGAUGCAAUGUUAGAACAGGAACAAUUUCACCAGAUGCAUGUCUGCUUCUAAAACAGAAUAUGUGUGUAAGCUCUGCAAUGUAAAACAAACAAGCAACCCAACUAAAGUCCUUUUUAAAGGAAUGGAAGGAUAAAAAAAGUAGUAGUACUCAAAGUACUAUUUUUUUAAAAAAGUACUCAAAGCAUUUGUACUUGUUUUCUCAUUGUGGCUAUAUAGAUAUACUGUGUGUGUGUGUGUGUGUGUGUGUGUGUGUGUACACACACACACACUCUCUGCAGGUGGCCUUAUCAAAAUCACUAUUUGAUGGGAGAUCAGAAUUGAGCUAGGCACUCUUGCUGUGCUCACCCUUUCCUGGCCCUGCCUACCAUUUGUAUAUUAGAAGUACCAUUAGCACUUGGCCCUUCCCAUGUAGAGCUUCACACUCGUGGAUCUGCUUCGUGCCCUCCAGACAUGGCACACUCAAGGCAGCCUAUGCUGCAUGGAACAGACACAUGCAGGAGCCUAUGGAAAUUCCAGCUCCUUCAUCCAAAUAGCAGGCAAGGCAGCACACGGAGCAGCGCAUGUGAACAUUUGCCUAUAGCUAAGAUUGUCUUGUGAGCUGGAUGGGGUCCAUGAGCUUCACCAGAACUAGAGUUAGCAACCCAUCUUGAUUAUUGCAACGCAACACAGGUAACAAUGCUAUUUAAAAAAUUUAUUAGAAUGUGAUUGUACAAAUGUCAUUAUGGGUGCCUAGUGGGUAGUGCCUAUGAUUAAGUUCCUGCAGAAGGUCAGUGUCAGGAGAAUUCAGAAUGGGAACUCACCCAUCCCAUAAAAGUUUAUAUAUCAGACUCCCAACAUUUAAGAAGACUUUUUGGGAGCCAAAUGGCCAACUUUUGCUUCUCAAAACAAGAGCAGAUGCAUCAUGGGAGAUCAGACAUUGCAUCACCUGACUAUUCUUCUCUCUCUCCCCCCCCCCUUUUUAGGUCAGAAGCAGCCUGGGGUAGUAGAGGGGCUCUAGCUUUGAUUGGAUCUGUGAUGCUGCGGGUGUUUAACCCUUUCCCCUUAUGUUGCUUCCUGGAUCUAAAUCACCCUGAAGCUGCUGUUAGCCCCACUAGGAAAAGAGUAUAGGCCUGGUGGCCCAGCAGAGACAAUAGCAGCUUCGUGGUGCAUGUUUUCUGUCAAUCAGGGAAAUUACGUGACUGUGUGGUUAGCAGGCAAAGGUUCAUCCCUUUCACCACCAGCACUUCUACUGUGGUGAUAAUAUUGGCAGCUGAUUGAAUUGGCUAGUUUAGGAUAAUGGGACAAAAGAACCACAGAUGGGGUGCAGUGACUAUGGUGUGUCCCCCCCCCCACAAUCUUUGUCAAUGGAGCUGCCAAGUCUUGACCUUGGUGUGUCAAGCCCCCCCCCCCGCAGCUCAGGGAUGAGCCUCUGUUGGCUCCUGGAGCUGCUGGUUCUCUCUCUCAGCAAAACUGCUGUGCAGAGCUACGGUUCAGAUUUUAAAGGGCAAUCAGAGGGGAGUAAAUGCAUUUUAAAAUCCAACUUGGUGGUUUUGAUAAGAGACCAGAUCAGCCAACAGCAUUUAAAUAAUGCCAUUUUAAAAAAGGAUCUGAGGCAAAACAGGAAAGGAACUAUAUUACACGAUUCCAUGGCAUAGUUCCCUUUCUGCUUCCUCUGCUCCCUUUUUAAAUGGGCAGCUAGCUACCAGCCAGGACUACUACUGCCACCGUCUCUCUCUCUCUCUCUCUCUCUCUCUCUCUCUCUCUGACAGUGCUGGGGCUGCAGGCUGGCACCACAGAGGUCGCCAUUUCAGAGGUGGGUCAGGGCCAGCCAGAUAAAUGUGGCUGCCUGAGGCAAAAGACAAGGUGGCAUCCCUGCCCUGCCUGCCCUCCAACAACCACUGCAUAUAAAGAAAACCAGGCUAGCAAUUGCAUCUGACUUUGAUACUGGCAGUGGGGCAGCAUUCUCCCCUGCACCUGGAGGCAGCAAGCGAGCUUAGGUGGCUCAGCAUUUUCCGUCUGAGGCAGAUGCCUCACUCUGCCUCCUGGUAAGGUCGGCCUUGGAUAUAGGAAGAAAGCAAGGCAUCCAGAGGCCCAGAUGAAACCUACCUAGGCCCUUCUCAAACCUAGCAUGGCUUCUCUUCUUUCCCAGUCUUCCACAGUUUGUUGAAUCUCUCUUCCUUUUUUCUUCAGCGUGGAAGGAGACCCGCCUGGAAGUGAGGCAGGCACUAUUAUAGUGGACAGCCUGGGCAGUCAGCCUCCAUAUCGUUGUACCCCUGAGGUGACCAAGAUUGAGCACUACGAUUUGGCACCCUCUUCAUCGUCCUCCUCUGUCUGUCACACUCCAUCACCAGGCAUUCCGUGGGCUCAGCGUGCUCGGCUCCAGCCAGCCAGUGUGGCACUGAGAAAGCAGGAAGAGGAAGAGAGCAAGCGUUCCAAGGCACUGUCAGACAGCUAUGAGCUCUCAACAGACCUCCAGGACAAAAAGGUAAGCGGUGUCUUCAGCGUGCACAUUUUAUAAGGCCAGAAACCCCAUCUAUAGCAAGAAGCCCAAGGCAAUCUAAUGUGUGCCACUUGUCUCCAUGAUUAGGGCCAGAUGAUUUCAGAAAUGAGAGCCAGAGGCCUACUGAGGCCAACUAGACCAGCUUCUACUGCCAUUCUCACUUGGCACAGUGCAGUCAGGAAAGUUGAGGCCAUUGCAAGCCUUUGCUCUUCUCGUAGGCCUCCAGGUGUUGUUGGAAUAUAUCACCCAUUAUCCCUGGCCAUUGGCAUGCUGGCUGGGGCCAGCUGGAUUUGGAGUCCAACAAUAUCUGGAGGGCCACAGGUUCCCCUAGACAAGAGAUGGCCCAGUAGUCUGACUCAGCAGGAGGCUGAUUCAUAUGUUCUAGGGGAUGAAAGUGAAAGCGCUGUCCUUUGCUGUGGCAUCUUGCCCAUGGUCCUCUAGAAUCCUGCCCCCUCCUUUGCUGAUGAGGUCUCUCCCAAGCUGCCCAUCUCUCUUUUCCAUAGAAUUCAUUGUUUAAUCCAAAUUAUUUCCCCCACUCCCUUGCCUAAAUCCCUGUCCUCACCACCACCACCGUUCCUCUGUUGCCUACUGCAGGUGGAGAUGCUGGAGCGGAAGUAUGGGGGCUAUUUCCUGAGCCGACGAGCAGCUCGCACCAUCCAAACAGCCUUUCGCCAGUAUCGCAUGAACAAGAAGUUUGAGCGUCUGCGAAGCUCGGCCUCUGAGAGCCGCAUGUCCCGGCGCAUUAUCCUCUCCAACAUGCGGAUGCAGUACUCCUUUGAGGAGUUUGACAAGGCCCAGAAUGCCCCUUACUUUGAGGGCAAGCCAGCCUCACUGGAUGAGGGGACCAUGGCCGGUGCUCGACCUCAUCUGCUGGACCGUGGCCUGCCCUAUGGUGGCUCCUGUCGGGCUGGCUUGGACGGCAGCUCCCUGCAUUCCUCUUCUGGAGGCUUUUGCAAUGACAUCACUGAGCUAGAGGACUCCUUCUCCAAGCAGGUAGGCUGCGCCAAACUGUGCGCCACCCUUGCCUUUUCCUUUGCCCAGUGAAGACCUUUCAACAACCCCUUUGGCUGUUCUCUUGGUUCCUUUGCUUAGUCAUGACCUCAAGCUCCCCCCUCCCUGCCCCAUGGACUUUCUUCAGCCCUUCACAAAUCCCCUCUGUUGCCCUCCCACCAUUGUGAAUUCAGCUUCCCGGGAUCCAAUAAUAACAAGUUUUAAACAAAUCUGGUAGCUUCCAUUUACGUGAAAGGUGAUUCUAACUAAACAUCAGGGAAAACUUUUUGUUUGACAGUGAGACAGGCUCCCUUGGAAGGUGGUAGGUUCUCCUUCACUGGAGGUUUUUAUGCAGAAGUGGCCACUGAUGCUUUAGUUCAGUUUCCUGCAUCGCAGGAGGUUGGACUAGAUGGCCCUUGGGGUCCCUUCCAACUCUACAAUUCCAAAUGCACUGAGUGCCAGCACGGGGGGUACCUGUUUUUGAUCAGGGCAUAACCAAAGCUCUUCUCAGAUUUCAUUGAAAGGAAAAAGAGAGAUACAAGGAAAGACAUGCAGGUGGUAUUGCCACUGGUCUUCAGCUGUUGGGUCGGGACCCACUAAUGUGUCGUGGCCUGAUCUAAGGUUGGUCACAACUGCCACCCUGCAAAGAUUAAGAAAUGGGUCCCCAAAUGCAUGUUUGGGGUAAAAGAGGAUUCUGGGUGUGAAAGCACUUGCUUUGUAAGGAGUGAAUCUGCUCUGAACUUCUUGGGUUCUCUUGGGUUGUAACUCUGAAAGCAGGCUUUGGUCGCUUGCUAGUUUGGGUUAAUUUUAUUAGGAAGUCUUGUAUCCUGCUUUUGACUCCAAAAAGGUAUCCUAAGAAAAAAACCCAAUGCAAAAUGGGUAGAGAAUGCAACUAAUAUUUAAACACUUACAUUUUCUGUGCUGGUGUUUUCUUUCUGCUGUAAUACUGUUGCUUCCCAAUGUUUUCUGCAAUAUCCUUCAUUUUUUUUAUAGAUCUGAUUUACAGUGUGGUGUUGGUAUUGGCGGAUGAUUGCACCAUUUGCCUGUUCACUAUGGAACAGCACUAUUAAGGAUGUUCAGGUCUAUUUACCUUCGAUUAAAAGGAGUCCUUGCACUUUUUGCAUCUCAGUACAGCUGGGGGAAUUAGUGAAGAAUUUCCUCUUACUUGGUUAGCUUCUGUCCCCUGAAAAAGGGAAGGGACUUUAAUUAUUGGUUUCUUUUCAUAUUGUUUUUCUUUUAUACAUUAUAGUAGGUUCAUGGCCAAAGCCAUUAUCCAGCAUUGCUGGAUAAUAUGAUGCUGUAUUAAACACUUCUGUAGAACUCACAUUUUAAUUCCUUUUCCCUCCCCUGGCAUAAAAAGCAGUCCCUCAGCAGUGCUCAAAGGUUCUAGCAUGGUAGAGCCCCAAACUGCAGCCUGCAUAUGAAAUUGUGUAUUGUGUUUCCUUUGUUGUCUUUAACUGAUUUUGAUAAAUGGAUAAACUUCUAUUUUUCUACAAUACUACAUGUCCUGUGCGAUGAUAGAAUACUGCAUUUGGCCUCCUGCAAUUGUAGCAUGCUUUGUAAAAGAUUAUUCAAAGUGUGAUUUGAUUUUCGAAUAGAUGCUUAAUUUGUAUAGUGCACAGAAGGUGGGUUUCCUUGAUGCAACAAUUUUUGGUUCCAUUUCUCCCCCUCCCCCCAUUUUCUUCUUACAAAGCCCUGAGUAUAAUCCCUCCUGGCUAACUUCCUUCUGUGCCUCCCAACAGGUGAAGUCUUUGGCAGAGUCGAUUGACGAAGCGUUGAACUGCCACCCCCUGGGACAGGAGGGGGGGGCUGGCGGACCUUCCUUGGAAAAGAGUGAGUCCAAGGAGCAGCAGGGGGACAGUGCUGCCACCUCGUUCAGUGAUGUAACGCUGUACCUGGAUGAAGGAGCUCCCACGUCGCCCAUCUCUCUGGAGCGCCCACCCAGCACUGACCCACCUGAGCCCACCACUGUGCCAAUCCCACCACCACCACGGCCAGAGUACUGGGUUGGGCCACAGCGAGAGGACAGCCGCGAGAACGGUGGCAGCCGACGCAGCACACCUUGUAUGGAAUGCAGGGACUAUCGAUUACGCGGGGCCCAUCUCCCGUUGCUCACCAUCGAGCCUCCCAGCGACAGCUCAGUGGAUCUAAGCGACCGCUCCGAUCGAGGUUCUCUCAAUAGGGGUCUCAUAUUUGAGCAAGAUGGUUGCAGUCCCCAUGGCACCCUCAAGCACGCUGGCGGACCCACCCGUUCCCCACACCCACACCGGCAUUAUCACCCUGAACAAAACCAGCCACCCCCACCUCUGCCAAUACCUCCCCCUCAAGUCCCUGGGCGCCUGCCCCCACCUCCGCCACCGGACAACUCUGAUGGGGACAACGACAGCCUCAACAGCACCACCAACUCCAACGAGACCAUCAACUGCAGCUCGGGCUCCUCCUCCCGCGACAGCCUGCGCGACCCUCCCCCACCUGCCCCAGCUGCCUCCUCGGCUCCCGGGGGGCCCUGCAAACAGACCUACCAGCGGGAGACGCGGCACAGCUGGGACUCUCCUGCCUUCAACAACGAUGUUGUGCAGCGUCGCCAAUACCGCAUCGGCCUCAAUCUCUUCAACAAGUAUGAGAUGCUUGGGUGGAGUCAUGGGGAGGUGCCCAUGGAAGUUUCAGUAGUAGAAGGGUAGCCAUUUUGUAGGGAAGCGUUGGGCCUUACAAGGAAGCAGUGGGCUUAUUAUGGAGAAGGCUCUGUUGGGCCUGUUUCCCCCUGCUCUACAGCUCUGUCUCCCGCACUCUUUCCACACAACUCUCUCUUCAACUAGAGUUGAAGGUCCGAGGCCAGCUGGAGGACAUGAGAGAAAGCAUGAGGGAAAGCGGCGGCAGCGGUGGUACUACCCCGCAUGCCAGCUGUUAGGCGGGCAGGCGGAGCAGCCAAAACAAAACCCUGCUAUGCCUCCGGUCUCUCUGGGGCUUCCUCUGCCUUCACAGACAUCCUCUUCAGGCUCCGGGGAGGGUCUCCUCAUGAGCCAUAAGGACUCUCCAGCUCUUUCCCGCCAUUCCUGAUAUUUUUCUAUUUAUCCCCCCCCCCCCCCCGGUGCUGCAGGUAUAUGCAGCCAAACAUGAGUAGAAUGCGUGCAAGUGGAGGAACGAUGCCUGUACCCAAAGUGGCCUGUGGGCAGCUUGCAAGCAGGAUCUGCGUGCAACAGUGCUUUCUCCCCACUUGUGAUUCCCAGCAACUGAUAUUCGGAGGCUUGUUGCCUCUGACAGUGAAGGUAGAACAAAGCCUCCAUGACUAGUAGCCAUGGAUAGCCCUUUCCUUCACGAGCAACUCUUCCCCUGAGCUGACCCACACCCUGAGCAAGCAGGGCGUACAGCUAGGCAGUGGGGGAAAUGACCAGAUCGCUGGAUAGUCUGUUUCACCCUGGGGGGGGGGGUGUUGUGGGGUUGCUCAAGCACAUCAUUUACUGUGGGGCAUCAACAAUUUCUCAGUACUUCCUAGUUGCCAUGGUUUUUGUUCCACCCCUUCCCCUCUGGCUUCCCCUUUUUGUGUUUUGCCAAAAUAAUAAUCGGAAGAAACUUAAGAUGCAAAUGUGAACAGAUAGGCUCACACUGAAUAACUCCUAUUGAUCAUGUGGUUUGGGGUUUCCUGCUUGCAGAAUUUGGAUGUUUGAGGAGAACAGUGUGCAUGGACUUGACAAUAAUAACUUCGAUGAAAUUGCUGGGCAAUCACAAUGUACAAGCAUCAAGAUGGCACAGUUCCUCUAACUGAGGAUGGUUUCUCUUUGUGUGUUGUCUCCUCUCCUUCCAGGCUCAGCUAACAGGCUGAACCCAAACAAUAUUUGGCAGAAACAGGCAGUUGAAGGAGGAGAGAGACUGAUUAGUUGCUGCUGACUUUUGGACUGCCAGGCCAGGUGCUUGAAUAUUGGUAGAGAGGCCCAGGCAGAAAAUUUGGGGUCAGUUUAGAGACUGGGGAGUUCAGGUGCUGAAUUCCGGUUGAAAUUCCCGUUUUGCAAAAAUCUUAUGUUGUAACAAUGAGCCACCUCCCCGUGACACCUCAUUCCUCAAGAAGGUUACAGCUUUUGCUCCAUUUUGUCUAUUUCUGCCUAGCAUUACCCUCCCUUUUUUAUUGGCCAUGUUUCUGUGCCUUUAUUUAUUCACCUUAAAGCUUUUACAUACUGGUUUUCCUCACAAAUUGGUUUCCAUUUAUUAACAAAACAAUAUUUUUAAAAUGCCCCAUCAUAAUAAUGCAAUUUAAACACCAGUAAUUAAAUGACGACAAUAAAUGUGGAAGAAAUAAUCAAAGUAAACACUGCCUUCAAAGGCACAAGAAAGGCUGGAGCCAUUGUUGCUUCUAAGGUUGGGAGGGAGUUCCAUAACUGAGGUGCCACCAUAGAGAAGGCCUUGCUGCAGGUCUCCACACUGAACUGCACUCCGUGGUGGAGCUGCAAGCAGGACCCCUCCUGUUGAUCUCACGGUGCUGGGCAGAGGUGCUCCACCAAAUAACAGGCUGACAUGCAGAAAUGUAAGCAGGUGAAACUUCCCCCACCUCUUGUCAUGGAACUAAGUGAUGGGGAAAAGUUCCACAUGCUUAAAUUUCUGCACGUCAGGCUGUUAUUAAAGGCACUUGUAACACAGCCAGUAGAAAGGGGGCAGCCCAAUAGCCUGCCUGUGCCCCCUUUGGUCCCAGCCCACUUCCCUUCCACCUAUCCCAACUGGUUGAUAACUCCCUGCAGUGCACACUGGUCUUCUGGGCCAAGGAAGGGGGCGGGGAAGGCUCAGAUCUUGGCUUCCUGUUGCUCUUGGUAAUUUAAUUGCUACUGAGCAAGACAGCAUCUGUUCCACUGGCAGGAGGCAGGCUCUUGAGGGCUGGGAGGCAGCCAUCACAACAUAUUAACCAGCUGGAGUCAUGACUCACGUUGAAUCCUUGGGGCAAAGCGCCAAGCUGAGGGAGCUGCGUACCCUCCCUCCCUGGGAGACAAACCCUGCUCAUUUGCAGAUGGUUUGCCUGGCAGAAGAGGGAUUAGAAUGAGGCCCACUCAAUAUGUUUUGGUACUGGGAACAGAAAACCCAGAAUGGUAACACCCCCUCCCCCAUUAGUCGAGGUAGAUUGCUGUCCAUCAGGGCGUUCUCUGCUGGGAGCCCCAUUGUAAUGAGCAGGAACUUCUCAUGUGACUGCCCUGUCAAGUCAAAUCCAGUUGCCUCCUCCACUUGGUGGCUUUUAAUCAUGGCUCAGAAUUUGCUGCGUUGGCAUGAGUGCCAGAGCUUGCUUCAUGGGACUUGCCAUUGCAGGUUCUCAUUUCUGGAGAGAUCUUCACCGUGGUCCAAUAUCAUCCAGUGGGGGCAUCUGCUCUCCAGCACAUCUAGAGCAACUUUUGUGCCGUAUCAAUACCUCAUAAUUAACACUUCCCUCAUUGCUUGUGCUAUUUGGGAAAUACUGGUAAACCAAAAUGAGGCUGAGAAAAACUUUUCUCUUUGGGACCCAGAUGUUAAGUUGUAUCCCAACACACAAACACAAACAGGCCCCAUGACCUCUUUUUGCCUCUUUUCCAUAUUUAUUGGGGUGUGGGGAGACAUGGUUGAUGGGGAACAGUAUUGCCUACAUCUUGUGGCCACUGGAAGAAUUCAGUACUGAAACUUGAACCUAUAAGCAUGUGACAGAAAAAGAUGGUGGACAGUGCCAUUUCAGACUGCAGGAGAGGAAAUUUUGGUUUUUAAAAACCAAUUCUCUGUUAAAACUCCCUGAAAAUGGUUCUUGUUUACUUAAAGAGAAAUUAUGUGUCUUUCAUGAGGAAACAUUCAAAAAUGGUACCUCCUAUAUGUACCUCCUAAAGACUGUAUGUAGUACAGUCUAGUCUUAUCGCCUCAUUCUGCUGCAUGUGUAGACCAGGUCCCAGCCAGUGGAGAGUUUUUAAGACCAACUUUGUGACUUACUGAAUUUGCACCCACCCCUGCACCAAAGUUGGCCUUAGCCUUUUCACCCUUUUGCUGCCAGAGGCAAAGUUAGUGCCCCAAAUCAACUAAAUCACAUUCAGUCUCCUUCCUCCCCUGUGGGGGAUUGGGUUGAAAAGGAAAAGGGGAGCAUUAUGUGACUCCAUGGUAGGAGUUAGCCAUGGUCUGUAGAAAUGGCAGCCCAGCUAUCAGGAUCAGCAAGGACUCAAACUUGGAGCCUCUUGGUCUAUGCAAGGUGGAAGGAAAAGGGGCAUAGUUUUCCACCAAGCCAAGUGGUGUUGAUCAAGUUGAUUUAUGUUCAAAGCUGCAUGCUCCACUGUUGGAGCUAAGUGGUCCCCACGGUGAUUAUCCAUUACCAUGUCUUGGCUAUGGGGCAACUUGCUGUAAGAAUGUGAUGUUAGCCUCUUCCAGCAAUCUGGGGUGUCUGCUGCUGCAAAUGUUUCUUACCUGCAUUGACCCUGGAACAAACAGCUCCUGUCAAGGGAGUGCAAAUGUAACCAUUGUCUUCACAAUGUGGUUUCCUUGAUACUUGCGUAUCAGCUGUUGAACUAAGCGAGAACACAUUUCCUGGUAUUCAACUACGUUUCAUUCAGCGUAGACCCAUUGAAAUUAAAGAAGAUAACUCAUUUAGGUCUGUCAAUUUCCAUAUGUCUACUCUGAAUAAAACCUAGUUAACACCAUGCAUUCUGUCCUUAUCCUUGGGAACAGGGUGAGAUGUAUUUAAGGAUGCUAGUGAAGCAGAAGACCACCUGAGAGUUGCUUCCCAUGAUUUUUUGCAACAUCAGUAAGGACCCUGGGCUGCAUCUCUCAGAUUUUGUGGUGCUGUUUCUUGGAACAAGGAAGCAGCUUGCGCCAGCCUAGUUUGCAGAUGUAUUUACUGGGUCAUUUAUAAUAGCCAUCGUUUAACUUAUACCAGCCUUGGGCUUGUGCACAUAACCAAAUGGCAAUGUGAAGGCUGAAGUGGAAUCAAAUGGAGAAAAGAGCCGUUAAGUAGUCUGCAAAAGCCGUUGACUAAAAGCAGUAAAUACAAGACACAUUAGGUAAUUUAGUCGUCUUCCCUCACCUGUUCCCGUCCUCACCCCACUCCAGAUAAGCGCAUAUAGAAACCAUACCAGGCCGGGUCCUUUCUGCAGUCCUGUCCUCUGCUUGGAACAUGUGGGUUUAGGUCCCCUGGCAAAGCUCCCCCACCCCACCCGGACCCGGAUAUCUUCUUCUGAGGCUCUCCUUUGUGUGCCUCUUCCUCAAGAGGUCCAGAGGGUGGCAACAUGAGAACGGGGCCUUCUCUGUAGUGGUUCACCGUCUGUGGAAUGCUCUCCCCAGGGAAGUUCGCCUGGCUCCUUCAUUACACACCUUUAGGCGCCAGGCAAAAAUGUCGCUUUUUAACCAGGCCUCUGGUUGACCUGUUUGACAUCCUAUACCUUUUUAAAAUGUGGCUCUUUUCGGGGGGGGGUAUUGGGUUGUUGUUUUUAUUCUGAUUAUAUAUGUUGUGAUCUUUUCUGUGAACUGCCCUGAGACCUUCAGAUAUAGGGCGGUAUAUAAACUAUGAUGGUGGUGAUGAUGAUGAUGAUGAUGAUGAAAUAGGUGUUCUGCCCUGUAUAACUGAGCUGGGGGAAGUGGGCUCCAGGUGAAAAUGGUUCCAGGUGUGCAUAAAGGCUCCUUCUCAUCCCACCGGCAGGAAACCAGAGAAGGGAAUCCAGUAUUUGAUUGAGAGAGGCUUCCUGUCAGACACACCGGUUGGUGUGGCACGCUUUAUCCUGGAGCGGAAAGGGCUGAGCCGGCAGAUGAUUGGUGAAUUUCUUGGCAACCGGCAAAAGCAGUUCAACCGGGACGUACUGGAGUAAGGAGUUCUGCUUGAUUCCUUCCCCCUCCCCCUCACCACGGUUUUAACUUUUAUAGCUCAUCCUGUUCCCCAAGGCUCACAGUACUUACUGUUGUUACAUUUUUAAAAGAGAGAGAAGUGGUAGAAACACCAUAAGCUACCUUACACAAAGUCAUAAGCCAUCUCUCUAGCAAUGGUGCUCCGGGGUUUGGGACAGGAAUCCCUAGAUGCUGGGGAUUGACACAUGUCAGGCUAGCAUAUCUCCCCCCCCCCCCCCGCUGCUGUGUGUCACUGUCUGUCUUCUCUUGCCUUACAGUUGUGUGGUAGACGAGAUGGACUUCUCCAACAUGGACUUGGAUGAUGCAUUGCGAAAGUUCCAGUCUCACAUUCGGGUGCAAGGCGAGGCACAGAAAGUGGAGCGCCUCGUUGAGGCCUUCAGGUAAGUUGGAGGUGCUGCCAUCUUUCCGAGGUUUCCUUCUUGACCUGGUCUAGAGCAGUACAACUCCCUAUGGCUCUCACCAUGUUGGCUACUGGGAGUCCAACACCCCACCAGGUGAGCACCAGGUUGAGGAAGCCUGGUCUAGAGAUCGAGCCAUCGGCAAUGAGGAGCAUGUGGUUCUGUCGCAGAAUAUCUUUGGUUAAUCACUGCAGUAAGAGUGAGGUUGUACUGUGAUGCUACAACAUAUCGUGCCUGAAUUAUCCUGGACCAAGGGGCAUGUAAAUAAUUUUUUUACUGUUAGCAAUGAUUCCUAUAUAUAUUUAGAUGGAACACUGAAUUUGUUUUUGUUGAAAUAAACUAUGAGCAAGAGGAAAAACACUAGAGUUUGAAGGAUAGCUAAAUAAACCAUUCAACACUUAAAUGGGCAGGUUUAUGUGCUGACUCUGGUGUAUAAAUUUUGACUUAUGUGGAGCUGGAGUAAGUCUAGCUUAAUUAGAUCCCUUUCUACAGCGUUUAAAAGCUGUUGUUUUGAUUGGUCAUAUAUGCGCAUACAUCUCCGUUUGCAUGUAUCCCACCCACUCCAUCCAUCUGCUGCAAGAAAGAGCGGACAGGGAAUAUGUGUGUGGCUGUACAUGCGUAUAUGAGUGUGACAAAGCAGUAGGUGGUGGGCAGGCACAAGCAGGAGGUGCCCUCUUUCACCCCAUUGUCUGUUAAGACUGCAGAGCAUUGGCCAAAGUGGGUAGGCUGUAAAUCUGACUGAGUAGUAUUUAAGGACUUGACCCUGGAUCCUAAUACCACCUUUUCAAACUGUGAACUCUGUCCUGCAAAUCCAUAUUUUUUGUCUAACUUAAAAGUUGCAUGCAAUUGAUGGUAACUUAACCAAUCUGUCACUUGAUCUUUUACCUCUCCUCACUGUUUCAAUUUAUAUUCCUCCCUGGUAACAGUUAGCAAGUCUCUAUAUGUACUCCAAUUUGUCUCUGUGUUAAUUUUUUUCCGUGACAGAGCUUCCAUUGGUGACAACCACAUUGGUGUUUUUCUUUCUAAUAGGUUUUUGUAUUUUCCCCAUACCCUAUAAAGAUUUUUUUCUGAUUAUAUGAUUUGAGAAGCUCUUAUAUAUUCUAGCCUUCCUGUACCACAGGCACUCAUGCUAUCCCAAUUUUAGGUCAUACCCUUCCAGAUCCAGCAAAUAACUGUCCUUUAGUAAAAUCCAUUAUUUCAACCAACAUAAACAUGAUGUGUCAAAAUACAAUUGUAAGUCAGGGAGGGCGAAACCACCUCUCUCUUUGCUAUCAAUCAUAAUCUUAUGUUUUAUCCUGGGUUUUCUCCCCUGCCAAAUAAACUUAGAUAGAUCUUCCUGCCAUUCCUUAAAGUUUCAUGUAUCAUUGACUAUAGAGACUGUCUGAAAUAGAAAUAGCAUCUUUGCAAAUCACGGACCUGUCCCUAGUAAUCACAACACAAACUGAAACGUGGAUAAGCCCUAAGUAACUGAAUUUGGUACCCAUUGAAAAAUGGGACAAAUUAGUUGUGACUUAAGUCCCAUUUAUUUCAUUGGAAACCAAGUGCAACUAACUCAGUCUGGAUCCACCCUAUGUCUCUAAAUAGAUUAAUCAGUGAAUUACCUGCUUAUAGUUACAUACAUUAGCCUGUUACAAAGCAUUUGUAAUAUGAGUUUUUGAAUUGUGAUAUUGAAGAGAAUGUGAGAGAACUUGUGUUUUAAUAAAGAAAAGCUACUAUUAAUUGUUAGAAGAAAAGGCCAUAUUUUUCUUUUUUUGUUCCAUAUUAUAGUAAUGCACCAGCACCAAAACAACCUCAAAAAACAAAGAAUGUCUUUUAAUUUUCAGCUUCAUCGAUUUUAAAAUUGGGCUCCACCAGUAAAUCAGCUUAAUCCUUUGGUAAUGAAUCUGUUGAUUAAUCCAGCUUAGAGUGUUCAACCUGCUAUUUAUAUGACUAGAAGGCUGCUUGUAAAUGAAUGUAGUAGCUGUGAGUUGCAUUCUUCCAUAAUGGGAUGUGGAAUGUUCAUACAUAUUUAUAAUUUGAAAAUAGAAUAAGAGAGCCAAUGAACCCCUUUAAUUUUAGAACUUCCUGCCACAGUAUGAAUUAUACGUUUUUUGGGGGGGAUACUAUUUUUAAUUUAGAACCCAGAAUGGUUAGAUAAUGUCUUUUACUUUCAGUCCUCUAAAACCCCCCUCUACACCAUACAUGUGAAGUAGUAUCCCACUUGUAGGAUCCUGGGACCCCCAUAUCCCUCACAGAGCUCAGUUUCCAGAGUUCACUGGGAAGAGGGAUUGACGGUUAAACCCUGAGGAAACCACUCACCUUCAGCAGCAAAAUCUCUUGAGCUGCUUCGGACUCUUCUCUUCCUCUGGCCUUUUGUGCUGAUGGUUGCUUUCUUUUCGCCUUGACUUCCACCGCAUUUCGUUUCAGCCAGCGCUACUGUGUGUGCAAUGCCCCAUUGGUGCGCCAGUUUCGGAAUCCAGACACGAUCUUCAUCUUGGCUUUUGCCAUCAUCCUCCUUAAUACCGACAUGUACAGCCCCAGUGUCAAGGCGGAGAGGAAGAUGAAGCUGGAUGACUUCAUCAAAAAUUUGCGAGGUAAGCAAGAACAGCACUCAAAUGAUCCUUUCUGGCGUUGUCUCUUACGCUUGGCUCCUCAUGAUCACAUGGUUGGAAUCCCAAAGGAGUCCCCUGCUUCCCUGGGAGUUCAGGGAAAGCACAAAAUGUGUCAAGCAUAAAAUGCAGCUUCCCAAAAGCCGUGUGUGUGUGUGCGCGCGCGUAUGUGUGUUUUAAACCCAACAGGUUUCUUGCCAUUGUGGCUAAAAAGGCAGCUUGCAGGUGCAUGAACAAUGCCUGCUAAAAUCUCAGAAGCCAGAGAGAGAUCUGUAGCAUACAUUCCAAGUGUCCCGACUUUCCAGGGACAGGAAAAUCCCAGAAGUCAUCCCAGUUUCAUUUCACCACUGGCAGGAAGUGAACUCUUUGGAGACUAUACCUGGCAUAGGACAACCCCUUUAUCUCCAGUUCAGCUUCCUGCAAGCCACUGGCAGGCUGUUUUGCCGGCUGCUCUGAGCGCGGCAAAAGAGAAGAGGUGGGAACGCCAACUUGGAAGGGAUUUUUCCUUUGUUUGUUUGCUCCUUACCCUCUUUCUGCUCCCUUCCGCUACUCCUACCGGGUUCUCAUUUUCUCCCAGCUCCACAGAGCUCUGCUUUCCCUCCUCCCAGCAUCCAUAUUCUGGGCCCUUUGUUCUUUGUUUUUCGGCCUACAGCAGGGGUCAGCAAACUUAUCGCGCCUUGGGCCGGUGUCUCCAGCGUCGAUCGCGCGGAGGGCAGGGGAGCGUGUGCCCAUACGUGUGCGCACACGCUAUUUGCAUUGCACUUCCAGGUCGGAAAAGCACUGGAAAUAGCUUGUGCGCAUGUGCACGGGCUUCCUCCAACCCGGACGUGCACCGGAAAUAAUGCUUGCGCAUGUGCACAAGCUAUUUCUGGUGCUCCUCUGACCCGAAAGUGGGCAGCUGCACAGCGCAGCGUCGGUAAGAGCGGGUGGCGGGGUUCGCGCGGGCCGGAUAAACGAGUCUCUCGGGCCUUAUCCUGCCCACGGGCCUUAGUUUGGGGAUGUUCUGGAUGUUCUGGGGGGAAAGAGCUUGAACAGGCGGAAAGGCAUUUCUCAAGAGGAAUCUUGUUUUUGGAGAUGGAUCUUUCUGCAGACUCAUCGGAGGAGUCACUGGGCGCCUGUGCUAAGGGGCCCUGGGGUUUGUCCUGACUCCCGCAGCAGCAGCAGCGAGUCCCUCAGCUGCGCAUGUGUGGGGGCCCUGAAAGGCCAGUUCCAGCACUUCCAGGAAAGGGGGGAAGGGGACCCCUUGCAGGAUGGCCCUUGUUUGCUCUUGAAGGGCUGGCCUGUCUGGGACAGACUCCGGACCUCCCUGCAGCCCCACAGCCUCCCUCCGCCUGCCACGGGCCCUCAGGGCCCCUUCAGCAGGGGCAGCAGCAGGAGAAGGGCCUCGGGAGAGCAGGCAUGGCUCCAGCAGGGCUGCGAACCAUCUGGCCAGAUGCACAGGAGAAGAGAAGGAGGGCUGACCCCUCUCCUUCCCUCUCAGACUCCAUCCAUCCCCGCAUGCUACUGUCAGGAGGGGAAGUCUGCAAUCCGCUGCACCUGCUGUUCCUGACUCUUCUCUCCCUAGGCUGACAGUGAUGGGCUACAAAAAUAAUGAUGGUGGUGAUGACCAAACAGUGAUUGGUUACUUCAGCAGAACAGCCACCACCCUCCUAUUGAAAUGAGAAGAAAGCACAACCUAAGUUAAAGUGCAUCUUGUUAGUGUGCCUUGUGGUAUUUUUAAGGCAUAGAAAAUGAGGGUGAACUUAACCUCCCUCGCAGACAACCUUUCAGAUCAAAGGAAAACUCUUACAUGCACUUACAGAUUGUACAGGAGGGCCAGGAAUGGAUGGAGGGAAGGAAGCAAGCUUUAUUCUUUAUUGUUUGUGCAGUCUUACUUUUUUGCAGCACCACAGAUAUAAUAAUCCUCAGGAUUUAGCUCACUCAACUUCUGUCCCUGUAAGUCCACAUGUUGUGUCUUGGCAUAGAUGUUUUCUAUAAUUCCAUUUCUACCCUUCAUUUUCAGUAGAGUAGGCCACGCUUGGGACAGGUGGGCAACCUCACAAGCCCUGUGAUUUUCUAAGCCAAUACUGACCUAAUUAUGUUGGUUAUCUGGGUAUUCAAUUCAUUUCCUCAUGAGUGAAAACUCUUUACUAAUAUGUCAGUCUCAGGUAAACCCAGUUCCCCCACUUGAUUCCACUCAUCAGCUUUAUAAUUCUAACAAGAAGUCUUCAUUAGUAUAUCAGAAAGGACCCAGGAUCUGGAAGAACGUUAAUUAAGGCUGAAGACAAAUAAUUGUUUUUUCAGAGUCCUGAAAGCAAUUGGAAAGGAUUGCUACUUGUGAUGCAAAUGUCCAGGAAUUAGAUAUAUGAUCUGUGCUGGGAGGGCUUGCACUUCCCACAAAGGAAGACGUUUGUAGUCUGGGAGUCCUCCUCAGGUGGAAUUCAGCAGCAUGCUAAGGAGAUCAUUCCAUCAGCAGAAGGAUGUUUGCUUGCCAGACAAAAUGUCUCCCCUCUCCUCCCCCUGCACACUGUUCUGGGGGUUCUCCCAACCCUCCUGAGCAGAUCUGAGGAGGGAGGAGAGGGGCAAAGUGCCAUUGCACCAGCGGGAGUCCUUGUGCUGGCUUCUGCUAGUGCAACAACUUAACUGAAUCCAGCCCUUGUCACUGAAGUCUCAAGUGGUUUCUAUGGCUAAAAGUGAUUGUGCCCAGUAACUCAAAGCAGGGUUUUUAGUGUGGCUGUUCCUGUUCUGUGGAAGAGCAUUCCUGUUGAGAGACAACAAAUGCCCAGUUAGCUGCACUUUCUGAAAACAACUGAAGACAUUUUUGUUCUAACGUGCUUUCCUUAGCUGGAUAAAUGGGUCUUUACCAUGGAUGUCAGCUUUCUAUGGUUUUGUUUUCAUUUUAAAUGUAUUUGCUGUUUUUGUGUUUUUAAUUGUUCUUAAUUUCAUUUAUUGUACAUUACCUUGAUAUGGUUUAGAAAACGAUUAAUAAAUCAUUAAUAGUAACAGACCCCAUCAUGGAACUGAAACCGCCUGGUCCUGCUGGUCGAUGAUCUCCUGUGGCCCAGGGACAGAGUUGAAAGCUGUUUCCUGGUUCUGCUGGAUCUCUUAGCAGCUUUUGAUACCAAUGACCAUGGUAUCCUUCUGGACCAUCUAGGGGAUUUGGGAGCUGGGGGCACAAUUAUGCAGUAGUUCCAUUCCAUCCUCUGGGGCCAUGUCCAGAAAGUGGUGUUGGGGGAUGACUGUUCAGACCCCUGGGCUGUCACUUGCAAGGUGCUUCAGGGCUCCAUCCUCACCCUAAUGCUUUUCAACAUCUAUAUGAAGCCUCUGGGAAAGAUCAUAUGUGUUUCACAAGCAUUCCAUAUUGCUUUUACUAAAAAGAGAUCCAAGGUUUGCUGUUGGCUUAUUAAACCUGGCAUGUUAGGGUGAAAUAAACCACAAUCCUUUAUUCAGUCAUAAUGCUAGCCUUCCUGGUUUGUUUACGCCCCUUGUGCAAAUGAAAGACCAAAGCAGUAGUGAUCAGGCUGUGUGCACCAGCAGAUGUAAGCCUGGCUAGUAGUAGCAUCAGAUAAGUCAUUCAUUGCUCCAACCUCUGUCUUCAGUAAUGAAAUAAUAUUAUUAGCUUACUUUGUUGCAAAGACUCAUGGGAAUAACCUAUGGAAAGCACUUCACAGAGCUGCUUUUGCUUUUGAGAGUGACUAAAUCUGGCCUAGUCUUUUCCUGCAGCCUAUGGACUUGCUCUUUUGUUGUUGCUUCACCAGGGGUAGAUAACGGCGAGGACAUUCCCCGUGACCUGCUGGUAGGGAUUUACCAGAGAAUUCAGAGUCGGGAGCUGCGCACCAAUGAUGACCACGUAUCUCAGGUCCAAGCAGUGGAGCGAAUGAUUGUGGGCAAAAAGCCGGUGAGUGGGAAGAGGCUGUCUGAGGAGAUGGAUUUGGGUUUACUGAAGGUUUCUGCCCCUCUUUUUGGCUCCACUCCUAACAUUUUCUGUCUGUCUGUCCCACCCAGGUUCUCUCUUUGCCCCACAGGCGCCUGGUUUGCUGCUGCCAGCUGUAUGAGGUCCCUGACCCCAACCGGCCACAGAGGCUUGGGCUGCACCAGAGGGAGGUCUUCCUGUUCAACGAUUUGUUAGUGGUAAGGGCAGGGCAGGGAGCUAAGACCAGGUUUUGGUGGUGGAGGGAGGGUUAGAUGAUGGAGUUGCUUGUUUUGAGCAGAUUUGGCUGCCUCACCAUGCACCUGCUUUGACAUGCCUGGGUGAAGUUGGACCUUGUGGACAUUGUCACAAAAAUCUUCAAGAUUUCUUGGAAGAAGCUAUGACUGCUGAGCUGUGCUUUAUACUUGCCUGUCUGUCUGCUGCUUCCUGGUUCUCUCCCACAGUGCUUUUGUGAUGCCACAUGGCCAUUGCCAUGAGGUGAUAGGCUGUCUCAAUGCAGGAGACUGACUAAUUAAAAAAAAAUGUUUUUGUCAGUAGCACCACAUAGUAAAGAAAAGGACUCUGUGGAUAAAUUAAAUUAAUGAAUCUGUUUUAAACAUCCAUGCCGCAUUCCAUCCAAGCUUCUUCUGAGCUCCCACUCUGCUCUGAAAACAUCCAUAGGAAAAUACCUUAUGGGUUGAACCGACAAUAAAAGCAAAUAAGUUCUUAACUUGUAGGUUAGACUGUUGCAACUCAGGAAAGAAGCAGGAAAGAAGCAGCCAAUUGGGUGACUGAGCACUGUGCUUGGGUUAGUGAACAGUUAGCUCACUGCUCUCUCUACUCCUCAUCGAUCCUUUGCUUUCCCACUGCAUCUCCUCACACCAUUUAGGUGACAAAGAUAUUCCAGAAGAAGAAGAUCCUUGUGACCUACAGUUUCCGCCAGAGCUUCCCUCUUGUUGAGAUGCAGUUGCAGCUCUUCCAGAAUUCAUGUGAGUUUCUCUUAACCAUAGGAGCCUAGAAGCCUGGUUGUUGCACCCACCCAGGGCUCAACCAGCACAACAUACUAUCAGCUCUCCCAGAUCAACAUCUUUUCUCCAUCCUCUCCGUGAUUAGCCCCCUGAGCUCUUCUCAGUGAUCCACACUGAUGUUGUGCCUUCAGCCCCAUACCUAUUGUGGACCUCAUUACUGCUCAUGCCUUUGUCUGUAGCUGGAGACGUUCUGGUUCCCCAUCUUGGAGCAAACCCUUUGCCUGGGCCCAGCUCUGUGUUGCCAGUUACCCGCAUUGAAGGGGAGGGUGAGUAGUGGGGCCCACAGUCACCCAGCAUCUCACUCUCUGCCACCCAGAUUACCAGUUCGGGAUUAAACUGCUCUCAGCUGUUCCUGGUGGGGAGAGGAAAGUCCUGAUCAUCUUCAAUGCCCCCAGCCUGCAGGAUCGGUUGCGCUUCACCAGUGACUUGCGGGAAUCCAUUGCUGAAGUGCAAGAGAUGGAGAAGUACCGUGUGGAAUGUGAGUGAUGGGUGGGGAUUGUUGAAGGACAGGAGGGGGGACAUGGAUAGGAAGGGAGGCAGCGGGUGGGAUAAUGGAUGAGGGUUGCUGAUGGCAUCAUUGGGGCAGCAUCCAGCAGCCCAGGUUUGCCAGAGUGGACUGGAAGACAUUCAGGGAAUAGGAUGACUUCUCCCACUGGGCUAGAUAGGCAGGGCCUUUUGAGUCUUUUCCUCCUCUUCCAGGGGCCACCCUCCAGUUCUGCCCUACUUCUGGUCAAGUUAGCAGGUUCUUUUUUUUCUCUGUGAGGAAAACAAUUCCUUUGUUGUUUCUCUUUUGCCUUAAUUCUUGCUUCUUCUGUGUUGUUUAUUGUCUGUAGGAUUUGGCUGAGACCAGGUUUUGUUUUGUUUUAUUUUUGGUGUCAUGGCUGCUGAGCCAUGUUUCAUUGAUAUUCUGCCACUCCCACUGCAGCCCACUAUGGUUGAGGGGCAGGAUCCUGAGGGUUCUCUUUUGAAAGUCCCCAGACCCAGGGAAUAUUUCAUAUUGCCUUCUCCAGGUGUCAUGAGUGGGGUCCUCAGCAGUGCUCAGUCCACACACCUUUCUGAGGUUUUCCCAGGAAAAGGGAAUUUCCUAAAUUUAUGUCAUGGAUAUAUAUAUUUAAAUUUAUGUCAUGGAUAUAUAUUUCUAAGGAAAUUAAAGGCUCUAUACACAGGUCUAGGGGUCAUAAGAGAACCAGAUCCCAAUCUAGAAGGCAUUCUACACAUAAGUACAAAUGCAAGCACCUACCUAAGAGACAGAGGGACGCGGGUGGCGCUGUGGGUUAAACCACAGAGCCUAGGGCUUGCCGAUCAGAAGGUCGGCGGUUCGAAUCCCCGUGACAGGGUGAGCUUCCGUUGCUCGGUCCCUGCUCCUGCCAACCUAGCAGUUCGAAAGCAUGUCAAAGUGCAAGUAGAUCAACAGGUACUGCUCCGGCGGGAAGGUAAAUGGCGUUUCCGUGCGCUGCUCUGGUUCGCCAGAAGCGGCUUAGUCCUGCUGGCCACGUGACCCAGAAGCUGUAUGCCUGCUCCCUUGGCCAAUAAAGCGAGAUGAGCGCCGCAACCCCAGAGUCGGCCACGACUGGACCUAAUGAUCAGGGGUCCUUACCUAAGAGACAUGAAGGGGGCAGAUCUCACAGGUCUCAAAGCCCAUGUUUUCUGCCAUGGGGUCUUUCCUCUCAUGGGUACUGCAUUGACAAAGAGAUUAAAGACUCCCUUCCUCAUAGCAAACACAGAAGGGAGAUCUAAAAGUCAUAAAAUGAAGAGAUCCCACAGAUUUCCAUCAAAUAGCCUAUCUCCUCUUUUAAGCUCCUCCAUUAGUUUUUCUCAAGGCUGCUUCUGCCAAAAGUGUCAAAGAAGGAGUUGGAAUCUGCACCUGAAUCCCCCCCCCCCCCCACAGGCCUUUCUUGGCAAAAGCCAGCCAGAUUUUUCAGCUUACUGAGAAACAGCCUGUUGAACCCUCAGCCUGCUCCCUGGCUACGGGUGUUAAAUAUUUUUUCCUUCUGCCAAAACAGCUACAGUGCUUUUUCUAUAAGCCUUCAGUUGUGUUGCAAGACUGAGUGGGAUUUUCCCAGUAAGUUGUUCUAGCUUUCCUUAUCAUUAUUCCCCCCAUCACUAAUUCCCUCAGGGUUUUUUUUAAUGAGAUUCAAAAGCCCCCCCCCCCCCAAUUGGGUAACUUGUUUGUUUUGUAAAAUUUAUGUAUGACUUGAGUGUAAGAACAAAAAAGCUCAAAGCAGUUUACAAAAUGAAGGGGAUGCCCCUGUUCUGUGUGGAGGCAUUUACAAGCACAAUUGGUCCUUCCAGAUAGCUACAGUCUGAAAUGAUGAUGUUUAUUUAAUUACCUCAUGAGGAUAUUUAGGAGUUCCCUAGAGGAAUUACCCUGCUGGAUGAAAUGGCAAGAUGAGCUUGUCAUUUUUCGAGUUUCAAGAGGCUUCUUCCUUAACUAUUAAAUAUAUAUAGUUGCCUCUCUUUUCACAGUUUUCAACUCAUUGUCUUAAGCAACCCCUGAAAUACACUCCAUGUAGUUUUCUGUACAGUAUGUGUAACUUGGCUAUGGCUUAUGCAUGAGGGUAGAUACAACCUCAAUAUGCUAGCCUGUUUUUUCUGCCUACAUCUUGACAGUUCAGUUAAAUAAAGUGUACAUUAUUAAUGCAAAAUAAAUUUUCCUCAUUCCUUACUUUGACAGAUAGUUCCUUUGGAGAGUUUUGAAGAUUUUUUAAAUAGAAUGAAGGACAAGAAGAUGCUUUCCUCCUUCUGUUGCCUAAUUAAGUGGAACAGCAACUCCCAAGCUUUGUAGUAGUCCAUUACAUCCUUUCAAGUGGUAGUUCAAGUAUGGGGAUGGCUGGCACUGCAUUGGCCCCCAUUGCAUGGCAGGAUCCUGCCACUGUGCAGAGGUUGAGAAGCUUAUCUAGCUAGAGAAGCUGGUACUAAAACAUUCAGGAGUAUUGUUAGCUGAAUGUACUGGUGUAUAUUAGGCAAGUUCUUGCUCCUCUUAUCAGGAUUCAGUCCUUUUGGGCAGAGGUGAUUUUUAUAGCUCCAUUUUAGCUCAGGUCUCCAAGGUUUCCAGAUCUGCUGAAUCUGUUGGUACAUGGAUCUUCUCAGUUAGGGUCCAGUGUUCCAUCCUCACCCAGACCUCUUCCACCUGACAAGAUCUGGUUGACCUCACUGGAUUUUACUGGCUUCCAGAAGGGCAUCAACCAAAUGUAUUUACUGCACUACCUGGAAGUCUUACCUGUCUUGGUGUUCCUGGUCUGGAGUGGGUCCUCUCUUGCAUGACAUUCAUGAUUUUCUUCCAUUUCUUCAGGAAGGGAUAAAUAAGGGACUUAGCACCAUCACCAUCAAAAGACAAGUGGCCUCCCUUAGCAGUGUUUUUUUCUUGUCUGGAUAGGGAUCUGUUGUCUUCCCAUCUGAUGUUUAAAUGUUUCCUCAGGGGGGUUAUUUGUCCUGCACCCUGGUCAUAUAUCGAUUCCUUUCUUGGAAUUUAAAUUGGGUUCUUACAGCUUUCAUGAGUCUGCCUUUUGACCCCUUGGUUCCUAAUCCAAUUUUUUUAACGUUGAAAAUUGUUUUCCUAGUAGCCAUUACAUUGGCUCAUUGGGUUUCAGAGUUGGGGCCUUUGUCCUCUGAUCCACAGCUCAGCAUUUUUCAUCACAAUAAUUUGUGUUAUGUCCAGACUCUUCUUCCAUGUCCAAAUUUAAUUCAGAUUUUCAGAGAAACCAAGAAGUGGUGCUUCAUUCCUUAUAUCCCCUUCAUUCUCUUUUGGAGUGUGAAUUCACAUAUUUUUGCUGUCUUGGUUUGAAUGAGAGUAUAAGUGUUGUGCUAUGUAAUUUCCAAAUGCAAACUGUGUCUGUUUUGGCAUAGGUUUUUGUGCUGGGCAUCUUCACCAUGGCUGUGCUUAUCUUGCGGGGGGUGGGAUGAAUUAUCAACUCUGCCAGGUAGUUCUGGGGGGCAGGAUGGCUCCUCCCCUGGAAGAGGAGGCAAAAUAUUUGAAAGGCCCUGCCUAUCCAGUCCAGUGGGAAGAGUCAUCUUACUCACUGAAUAUCCUUCAAUCCAUUCUUCAAACAGAAAUUCAUGGGAAGCACCACUUUCCAUUUUUUGAAAAGAAGCCCUGACUCAAAUAAUUGUGAGGCUGCUAGGUUAGCCUGAAUUGAGGUUUGUAAUAAGCCAAGGGGGGGGGGUGAGAAGAGGGUUUUAGAGCAGAACUGUGUGCCUUACACAAUACUUAAGUGAUUCUAGUCCUCAUUGCUAUGGAAAUGGAUAUGAAAAUGGGUAGUAAUAAUAAUAAUAAAAAUAAAAAUACCCCACCCAUCUGGCUGGCUUUCCCCAACCACUCUGGGCAGCUUACAGAAUAUAUAAAACAUAAAAAGCAUCAAACAUUAAAAACCUCCCAAUACAGGGCUGCCUUCAGAUGCCUUCUAAAAGUUGUAUAGUUCUUUAUCUCCUUGACAUCUGAAGGGAGGGUUUUCCACAGGUAAGGCGCCACCUUUGUGAUUUUCCAUUCCUUAUACAUGCCCUUCUUACAUCUCAGCCCAUCUGUAAGCUACUUAUACAGCCACGCCAGUUUCUUUAGAUGCCUCCCACUGUUCAGGGAUGAUGGGUAUUGUAGUUCAACAACAUUUCAAGGGCUGCUGGUUCUCUUCCCCUGUUUCAGAUAAAACCCUACAAAUGUUUCAUGGUUUUUGUUUAUUAUUUCCAAGCAUCACUUAUAGACUCCUUUAGUGUAAACUGGAAGCAAGUCCUGUUUGUCGGGGAGGGCUGAGAAGCAUCCAGCAGAAUGGCCCCCAAAUCUCACCGCCUCUCUCUUUUUCUUCUACACACAGCGGAGCUAGAGAAGCAAAAAGGCGUGAUGCGCCCCAAUGCCUCCCCCUCAUCUGGGCCCAAGGAUGCCGUGAACGGGACCCUGACUCGCAGUAGCCUGGAGGAUGCCUACACUGUGGGAGAAGGGCUGAAGCGGAGUGCCCUCAGCAGCUCCCUUCGGGACCUCUCGGACGCUGGUGAGGGGCUGGGGGUCAGGACCUUCCAUGGCUCCAGGAGGAGAGAACCUAGUGGGCUUCAGGCUGGGAUGAAGAUAAGGAAGGAAUUUCUGGGUUUAUGCUGAUGAGAACUUUAAAAGAAACAUCACUAGAUUCCACAGGAAAUUAAAUUUGUGAGAGGUCUUGGGAUCUUUCUAGCAUGCCAGGCUUUGCCAGGCAUCCUUGAGGGCCUCUAAAGUAGACCAUCGCAUGACAUCACUGACUGCCCCCCCCGCCCCCCAGUGUGUUAGAGGCCUUUGCAUGCCUCUAGUAAAGCUUCGUGAGCCAUUUUGGGUUCCUUUUUUGUAGAUUCCAGACUUUGGGCCACUUCAUACCAGUUUUCUGGUAGGGCAUUUUUCGAGACUACCACUUCAGGGUUUAGAUGUGGCAGUUGCUUAUUUGAAUGAAGAAGUAAAAUCCCUACGUGUAGGAAAAUGGCCGGCCAUGGAGAAGUCUAGGCUGAACCUUCUCCUUGGCAUGCUAGUCUUUAUUUGCUGAUGUCGACCACACAGUGCCACUCGCAAUGCACUGGAGCAGGGGGUUACCAGAAAAGCCUUUGACACUUGAUUCCACUGAAGACUCGCUGUCUUUCGCAUGGAUGUUUUGGUGCCAUCCAGAUUUUUUUUAAAAAGCUCAGUUCUUCUCAAACUUUGCUUGAUUUUGGUUCCACUCCAGAAAUCAGCCCAUCUCUAGAAUGUAAUUAUUGUGGCUCCCUCUACUGGCUAAAAAGAACAUGUAACGUAUGGAUAAUGUUUCAUCCACCAUGAUUUUAAUUCUAAUCCACAAAUCUGACUAAAAGACAUUGAGCCCCAGGAUUUGGGAUUCGUAGUGUUGAUUGGGUGGCUGCUGUUUGCUGGUGACUCCGUGCUUUUGGUGGAUGGAUGUGUGUCUCUCUUGCUUUUUGGAGCCAACCUGAUUGUGAGGAAGGGUGCUUAUUGAGCAUUCUGAUUUGUUCACAGGGAGAUUAUUGCUUAAUGCUGCCUAUCCCAGAGGUUAGAUGACAUUGCAUCAAAGCAAAGUGCUACCCCACACAUUUUCCUAUCACUUCCCUUACUGCUAAAGUCUGAACUUUUCAGGAAAUGGGUUUGUUGCACAAGACCUCUCACUCAGCUAUAAUUGCGCAGCUCGAAUGCAGUGGUCUGUGACUGAAUCCCACCUAAAAUAGCAGCUUGGAAGUGCCUGAAGAAACCCAACGUGUGUGUGUGUUAAAGAGGGGGCAGGACACUGCCGAGGGCAUACUUUGACACAGAUAAUGACACAGAGCAGAAGAGGCCCCCUGCUUCCUAUAGGCCCGUAAGACCAUGGCCACCCUCCAUCUGACUGAAGUGGGAGAGGGGAGGAGACUCUCUCUGUGUUUUAGGUCCUGUCUUCUGCUAACUCUUCCUCUGCUCUGUUGCUGUGCUUUGUGGGAUUGGGUUGCGGGAUGGCGGGGGGCUCUUGGCCUGGGCUCCCCUUUUUCCCUCCCCUCCAAAGUGGGAGUGUUGGCUGUAAGGGAGGGGCAGGGUGGAGUUCAGGUCUCGCUAACCCCUGCUCUGUUGCAGGCAAGCGGGGCCGCCGUAACAGCGUGGGAUCAUUGGACAGCACAAUUGAAGUAAGUGGGCUGAAGGAGGAGGAGGAGGAGGAGGAGGAGGAGGAGGAGGAGGAAAGGGAGCCAGAGAUUGAGGGGGGGAGGGACACAGGUGGAGUUUCCCCAAGCCUUCCCACUCUCUGCCUUGCAGCCUCUCUCUUCUCUCUUUCUUUCUCUCUUUCGCAUUUACUUCCACUCUUAGCAGAGGAAGACACAGAGGUUUAAGGGAUGUGGGAAGUCAUUUCUUUGGUGCAGAAGAGUUGGCGGACUCGUCCCAGUCUGAAUUACUUUUAGUUAAAGCCAACCCUUCUUCAGGCAGGCAGAAAAGUAUGGCCACCUGUGAGUCUCAAGUCCUAGCCCCAUAGGUGUGGGGGAAUUAUAGGAGCCAGUUGUCUAAUACCCCAUCUUUCUCUCUGUGUGUGUCUCUCUUUCUCCUUUCUGCUUCCUCUCCCUCCACCCACCUACAUCCCUUCAGGGGUCUAUUAUUAG
Molecule: messenger RNA, 79257 nt
Organism: Podarcis lilfordi (Lilford's wall lizard)
Lineage: Eukaryota; Metazoa; Chordata; Lepidosauria; Squamata; Lacertidae
Source: the annotation of a GenBank genome assembly